Molecule: messenger RNA, 49914 nt
Organism: Xyrichtys novacula (pearly razorfish)
Lineage: Eukaryota; Metazoa; Chordata; Actinopteri; Labriformes; Labridae
Source: the annotation of a GenBank genome assembly
AUGAUGGAACAUCUCAGCGAGGCGUGUUUGGGCAAGGAGAACUCUGAGCUGGUCAACAGCAUGGCAGAGGCCAAGGCCCCGCCGGCCAAGCUGCCCCGGCUGGAGCAGAACGGCAGCCCCCUGGGCCGGGCCAGGCUGGGCAGCACUGGGACCAAACUCGCCGGGGUCCCUUACAAGCCCACCGGGCACCUGCUGAAGACCUGCCACAAGAGAGGUAAGAGAAAGAGAGAGUGAGGAGGUGUGAGGAUGUACGAUUCAUUGAAGUGAAAUACACCAACAGUUUUCUAGAGUUUUAUGUUUAGUAUUUUAGAGCAAAAAUGACAAAUGAAGGUUUAUGUGUUUUUGUCAAGGGAACCUCUUUGUCUGAAUUCUCUUGUAGAAAAAGUAUUGAUCGCAAACUUUUCACGUAAAAAAACACAGACAUUUGCUUCCCUAAAUGUGAGGAUUUAUAUCUGCUUUUCUUUGUCUCAUGUGACAGAGAACUGAAUAUAUUUGGAUUUGAACUUUCAGUGGGACUAAACAGACAGUCGCUCAAGGCUAUGAGGAAUUAUUAUGGAGAUUUUUCACGAUUUUCUGACUUAUUUUUGGUUAUUUAUCAAUAAAUCUAGAAAAUUUAGAUUGCUGUGAUUAUUCCCAGCCUCAUGCUCUGUCGUCUAUUAGACUCAAGCUAAUAAAUACACCAAAUAUUAUCUUAAAAAAAAUCAUAAAGACAUUAUCUUUCAUCUGCAGACCCAGCCUUCAUUAGAAUAUAAAACAAAUAUAGUAAAACUAACUUUGCUGACACAUUCGGCACCAGUAACAAAAAAGAAUAAAUCAUGUAAAUAGAGGAAAGCUAUUUAAAUGCAGUUUAAAAAGCCCCCCCCACCCACACACUCAAACACACCACCUUCCACCCUCCACCACAGCCCCCUGCCUGCUCUUAAAAAACUCUUAAACCUUUUUACAAUGCAUCUUUAGUCAUCUCUGCACACACACAAUGCACGCACUCCCACUUAUUUGCAGAGACAAUAGCUAAUAGAGGAGCACAGUGAGAGUUAUUCUGCGAGGGGCUGUGUCACCGCUCCUCUCUCUCCAGCCGCAGCCCUCCUGCUCCGACGUUUGUUUAUUAGGAGAAACUUUCUGUCCUUUAAGAGCCAUUCCUGUUCAAAGGGAGCCUUUACUUUCAGAUUAUGACAUAGCUUUUUAAUAUAACUGGUGUCAUUGGGUGAAAAACACGGCAGGCAAAGCUAUCCAAAAUAUGUAUCUUUUUAUGAGUAUGUUUUUUUUUUAGUGGUUUUGAAAUGAAAACUGCAGGUCGGAGUUGUAUUUGUGCUUGCCAGCGAAGACUCGUCUGUUUGUUUGUUUGGCUGGUUCGGUCGUCUUUGGGCAUCAGGGACUCAGGAACUCUUGGAAUGUGGCUGUGUGAGUGUCCUCAGAUGGGCCGUUUCUCUUAUUUGCUCCUUUAAUCUACGUGUCGCGCUCCAGCUGAGAGAGCCUAAUUUUUCACCUUCAUCAUCUCCGCUUCUCUUGGCCUCCUACGACUUUUGUUCCUCCUCCCCUUUUCAUCUCCGCUCGGUUUCUGUCUCUGAGUUUCUUCCUGGGUAAAGGGUGAAGCAGCCGGCUGGAGGCGGGCGGUCCGCCGCGGAGGCUUCGCAGAGAGGGCCCACAGUGGGCAUUGUGUCCGAGCCCGAAACAAUAUUUACCGCAGCCCUCUCUGGGCGCCCUGGAAACAAAGCCAGUAUUGAUCCCCCAAAUGAACCUACACAGCAGUCUUUAUUGUUAGAUCUUUAUCUAUUAAAAUCAGGGCAGGAGAAAAGCAGCUCUUUCAGCACAUUCCCUGGCAUCUGUCGGCUUAUUGAUUGUUUUGCCAGAGCUUUGUGCAUCUUCUGGAAUGCCUGGGAUUUGAAAAAAUAUAAGAAUGGGAAUCGUGAUAAUCGGCAAAGACAAUAAAUGUAGAGAAAUUUGUUCAGGUGACGGACGAGUGGAGACACACUGAGAAAGAGGCAACAGGGCAGCUCGUAGACACUGUGAAGGCAGCUGUGAAGGCCUCCUCCUUCUACAACAGUUUUACUAUGUGUCGAUUUUCAGGUGUUUGAACCAGAUGUAGGCUUUAAAAGACCAAGUGGUCCCAAUGCUUUCAAACUUUUUUAGUCUAACAGCGUGCUGUUUGAUGAAGAAGGCUUUACUGGAUUAUAUUUGCACAGCGAGUCUCUUAGACGUUCACUGGUCUUUAGACAAGGAUUGCCCAUUCCAGCUAAAAAGCAGAGCCGCUGUUGACAAAGACUGUGAAACACCAGGGUGCAGAGGUGGUGAGAUUCGAAGCACUGCAUCAUGGGAAGAGGAGUUUUAGUGGAUAGGCAGCGAGGGAGCCUGUGUGAUCCCAGAAACCUCGAAUGGAAAAAGAAUUUUAAGGAUUUUACUCUUUGCUGUUUUUCACACAGAGCUGCAGACAUCCAUCCUUUAUUGCUAAAACAUUUGAUUUCCACUUCUUAAUAAUAUUUUAUCAUCUGAAGGAGCUCGAGAUGAAUUCAAGGCUAAGGGAGUAAUCAGAAAUGUUCUCAAAAUGGGAUCUAAAAUGAGCAAACCAGGAGGAAUAUCAGAAUUUACUGGAGAAAAUAAAAAAACUGUAAAUGGCACACAAGCUACAAAGAAAAAUAAAUCUGCUCUCUGAAAUCGUGCAGGUUCCUCUGCAGAUGAAGAGUGUUUGAACCGCCACAGUGAUGUAUGUGACAGCUUGGCAUUGAGUCAACGGACUGAAGGUUCAGUUCGAAAUGGCCCUAAUAAAGAUGAAAAAUGCCUUUGUGUGGUCAAAACUCCAAACUUAAUUCCUCUGCAGGACUUCCACUCAGUAGCAAUGUAAUCACUCACUCAUAAUCCCUUGACACUCAAUCUCAGUGUAACCUAAUCAUCAGCGCUAAAUAUUAAUCUCCUCCCUCUGCAAACACAGAAUACUUGAAGGUCAAAGUUUGAAUGUGAGGAAAUGUGAACCCUUCCUCUUCUCACUCGCGUCUCGCUGUGUCCUCAGGCAACAUGCUGCCUGUGUUCUGCGUGGUCGAGCACUACGAGAAUCCCAUGGAUUUUGACAGCAAGGAGGAGCAUGCAGAGUUCGUCCUGGUGCGCAAGGACAUGCUCUUCAACCAGCUCAUCGAGAUGGCCCUGCUGUCGCUGGGCUACUCCCACAGCUCGGCCGCCCAGGCCAAAGGUAAGCCGCUGAUGUCACCCAUUGACUCCCAUCAUCCUCUCUUCCUUCUCUGCCCUCUUGUUUUAUCUCUCUAAUGCUCAUUAAUGUCUGCUGUACAGCGUUUUCUGACAAGCUGCACACACUCAGACUCCCUAUAUGCACACACACACCCACUCACACACACUCUCUGUGACCAUAAUAGCCGACCGCCAGCAGAUCUGAAGCCACAGUAACACAUCCUGACACUGAUCCCAGACAGGAGAUGCUCAAGCCUCUCAGAGGUCACACACACACUCACACAUUCCCACACAGAGGCUAAAUGCACAGACUUACUCUCAAAAAUGUUUGUAUGCCAGCACACAUACUGUGCAGACGUGCAAGUAACACACACACACACACAAACACACACAUACACUCUCAUAAUGUAUAUAUUUAUACACACUUACCCUCAGUGAGUCAGUGGGUGGGAGGGGCAGGUGGAGGAAAGGGUCUACUAAUUGCACUUGAGCACACGCAGGCCGAGGGUGGCUGUUUCAAGGUGCCUCUUAGUGUGCUCUUUUAUUAUAGCCUGUCCAUCACAUACACACACUUACAUACACACACACACUUACACACACAUAUCCUAGUCCUCCUCUUCUAUAAGCUUACUUCCUGCUGUGUGGGCUGCAUCUUUUUUGAGGCAGUCUCAGGAGGAAUUUUUGCACGGUUGUUGGGAUUUUAGGAACAAAUGAAGUGUGUUGAGGGUGUUUAUGGCACCAAAAGGCUUUUUUUGUGCGGCUACAUGUGGCUUUAUUCAUGAUGUGCAUGUGUUAUUUCUGAGCAGGGGUGUAGGAAAAUAUGCAAACACUCAAGUAUUGUGCAAUCUUUUAAUGCACUUUAUCAACCCUUACAAACACUGUAUUGAUUUUUAAUUCAAUACCACUAAGACUUAAGUUGUGAAGUGCUAUAAUGUUUAGUGAUGUUUAAACAUGAAUAUUGAUCUGACUUUAAGGAUAAUAUACUUAAAUGAACCUUUUACUUCUUCAAGUUUGAUCACAUGGUCGCAUUAGUUCGUAUCCCACAGCUCCUCCAUGUUGACCUACGCUGUCUCUGUUUCCUCCUUCAGGUAUGAUUCAGGUGGGGAAGUGGAACCCCGUCCCGCUGUCGUAUGUGACAGAUGCACCAGACGCUACAGUGGCUGACAUGCUGCAGGACGUCUACCAUGUGGUCACGCUUAAGAUCCAGCUGCACAGGUAAGACGCAAACACACACACAGAGCUGCCAUAAAUACAUACUUGUGUGUAAGUGCUGGUAGAUUUUUUAAAAAUUUGACUUAUUACCUAAAAAGACAGAGGUAUAUCUAAGCAGCAACCUCGAUUCCUGACAAAUCAAGCUGUAGUGUUAAAAACUGCAGUUCCACGAGUGUCCACUUGAGGCUGGCUCCAAAAGCUCUGGAAGCCACACACACAUCCAUUUAAAACAACACAUUUUUAACAUAUCAAAAAAAAAACAUGUUUCCAGUUUGGAAUAAAAAUAGUUUCAUCAGUUUUGAGGAUAUCGAGGCUGCGAGUUUUGUAUUAUCAUGGACCUGACUGCUUAGACUAGAAAGUCAUAUGAGGUCAUCAUCUUUAAUAUUCAGCUUUAUAAACCAAUAGGUGAUGACACUGAGACUGUUUCAGUGUCUAAUACAGCCUUUGAGUAAAACCUCAAACACACACAAAUGUGUUUAUAAUAAAAAAACACUUCCAUACAUAAAGAGCUUGAGGUUCACCUAAUAGACUGCUUUCAACACUUACACACACAGCACGUAUUAUUUGCCCAGAGGCAGGUGCCAAUCUGCAGAUGCCCCCUGCAUGUUUGAUACCAAGAAUAGCAUUACUCACAAGUAAACACAUACACACACACACAUAACAAACUGACCUUUCAGAGGAAAUGGAAAAACCCAUCUGAAUUCAGAAAACUUUCUUAUCUAAUGAUGCAGAGGUGAUUGGUUUAUUUGUCAAUUUAAGACGGCCAAACCAGUAAUAACAGCCAUUUAGCUAGCACUGCAAUGACUGACAAUGUAGGUGUGCUCUAAGCAGCAGCAGCUCUGCAUUGAAUAGGUGGAGGAUUUUAGCUAAUCUGAGUAAAAUACUGAUAUUUUUUCAUAGUGAUAUUAGAGAUUGCACAAACGUAAUAUGAUGAUAAACAAACCGACUUAAAGUCUCCUCUGAAAAUAAAGAACAUGUUGGGCAACGGGAGACUGCUCUCAGCUAAAAAUGACUCUGCAGCAGAUGAAUGCGAGGUUGUUCACCUGAAAUAGUUCCAUAAAUAAACCUGGCUGCACCGGCUAUUUUAAGUGUAAUAUAUUUCCUCUGGAUCUACAUCACAUACAAUAAAAAAGACCCUCUCAUACGGAGGGCUGCUGGCUGUCUUGUGCCAUCACUCUCCAUAUUGUAUGCUAAAUGCUACUCUGUAGGUGUGAGGCUUUGGCGUAUUUAUACGUACGAGCAUUUAUAGACAUGGACGCCAACAGGCUCGUGUGUGCUCAUAGACACACACAUCCACACACACACACACACACACACACACAGAGUCGAGUGGAGCUGGUGUGGAGGCUUGUGACAGCUGCUGUUCCUACUCUUCCUCCCUCCUUCUGUGCCCCCCACCACCAUCACCACCGCCACCCACCUUCACCAGCCAGAAUACAGAAGGUUGUGUUUAUUUCCGGCAUGCUAGCCCCUGAAUGCACAGAUAGAUGUCUUUCUCCACUUCCCCCUUCCCGUCUCUCCCUCCUUCCCUCCUCUUGUUCACUUCCGUCUCCCCAGAGGCUUUCUAGCUGCUGGAGCAGUUUAAGGUGUUCUGGAAAAUCCAUUGUUUGCGUGUGAGUGUGUUUUCUUACAAGCAGAUGUUAGCCUCGACCGUUGCACGCAUCCUUUCUCUACUCCUCUCUCCUGUUAUCUCCUCGCUCGUAACAUUCGCAACACACAGACUGACGGAUUUAUGGGCACACACACAUUGUCUCUCAUGCUCUUGUACACCCAUCACCGCUCACUCAAUCUUUCAUUUCCCUCACUUGUCAAGUGUCAAGGCAGAUUUAAGGAAAAGUAAUUCAGCCGUUUGUAAAAAGCUAACAUGCCAAACAUAUGUUUUACACACAUGAAGUGUUCAUCCAGAGCCAACUGGGCGCUCUCACCGGUGCUCAGCUUUAGUUACUCCACACUCCCACCCACCAUGUAGAUAUAUUCCUCAUUUUUAGAACCCAGAAAUGUUUGUCAGGUAGAGCUGAAUCCCUGCGGCACACAGUUGUAGCACCAGCUAACGUCAAAGCCAAUUUAUUUGAUAUACUGUAUACAUCUGCUUGGUUUUGCUGCAUAUUGUUGUCAGAAUUGUUAUUGUUUUGUAUUUGUUUUUCCUCUGUUUUUUCCCUCCCCCAUCCCUCCAUGCACUCCCCCCUUCACCCGGACGACAGCAGAAAUCUAGCCAGUAACACCUUAAAUUGUUUCGCCGAGCACAACGAGCCAGGAAGGUAGAAGUAACACGAAAUAAUAGUCGCCACAUGCAGCUGAUGUAUAAUUCAUGCAUCAAUCCAGCAGAUGUGUUGUAUAAAGUAAUUAACUAAUCAGAACAAUCAGGAGAGAGAGAGGGAGAGAGAGAUAGAGAGAGAGAGAGGGAGAAUAUGAAAGAGGGAGAGAGAGAGAGAGAGAGGGAGGGAGGCAGAGAGAGAGAGAGAGACAGAGCAAUCUCCAGAUGCAUCUGCUUGAUGCGCCAAAUGAAAUCUGUCUGUCUUGGAGGGGCGCUUGCAGCAGGGAAAAAAGAACGCGAGCCCGUGUGUGUUCAGCUCUCUUUCUCUCUGGUUCCCUCGCUCUGUCUCCACCACUCUGUCUAUCUGAUUGUUCCAGUGAUUCGGCCAAUUCAUCAAUACAUAUUUUAAACAGGCUUGGACUAAUGCUACAAUCUGUGAUGUGGGCGAAGUAAUUUGUUCCCAAUUUUCAAGAGAACGCCUGAGUAGUGCUAAAACAAUAAGUGAUUGACAAGAUACAUUUCAAAAAAACGUGACCAUCUAUUAGGACUCUGCUGCUUUUUGGUUAUUUCUUAAUUCGUCUUUUAUUUAAUAUCUGUUUGGUCAGAAUAAAGAAGCAGUCACAUGAUGUCAUUUUAGUCUUGUAAGUAUUUAUCUUUUCCUGUUGUCUGACAGAGAUUUAGUUUAUAACCUUACAGAUGAUUUGCUCUUGAUGCUCUUUCAUGAGGCAGCCUGACAUGAGAUUUUUGGGAUGGAUGGCUGUGCUGAAUUUAGGGACAAAAAGUACUGAAUUAGAGAUUAAAAUAAGUUUGGAUCACUGACUACACAGCUGCAAUGCUCUGUUACGUGUGCCGCACACAGCAAAAGGGAUUGUUGUAAUUGGGCUGUCAGUGUCAACGUGUAAUUCUCCGUGCGAUUAAGGCCCUAUAUAAAAUGGUAAUUUCUUUUAAUCACAUGCAUUUUGGUCUGUUUUGGCACACGCCAGGAGAGCUGGGUACCGUUUCAGUUUUAUAGAUUCCAAUUUUGGUUCCCGUUUUUGGCGACGGUUUGGCUGAUCGAUCCCAUGUUCUUAACGGUUCCUGAUUCUGAUUUCAUUGUUUUUAGAGAUUGAGGAGAUAAUGAAUAUUAAAAGAAAAAUUAGCCUGCUGUUAUCGUGGAAACAUCUAGGCUCUCAAAAGGGAAACAUCAACUGUGACAGGGAUUUUUUUUUUUCUUUUUUCCUUCAUUUAUACAAAGAAACAUCACUUGUUCUUAAAAGGAUAGUUCAGCACCAACAAUUCAAACAAAUUAUAGAAAAAUGUUGAAUUUCUACAUUUCAUACAUACUGGAUUUUGCUCGCCUCGAUGCAUGACUCAGCAGUAGGAAGAGGCGUAACCCCAGCACAGUGUCACUCCUCCACUUUCCCCUUGAACUCGGUUUUUGCACUACAUGGUCUCCUCGUGAUAACCACAGGGGUAGAAAGAGACCUUCUAAAUUUGAUUGAUUGAUUUAUGUCUGGGUGCGAGAAGACGGUAGCUGCUGCCGCCAGCUGUGGCUCAGUGUUCGACUGCAGAUCAUCAAAUUCAGACCAUGUUGAAGGAAACGCUCGGCCAUUUUGGGCGAGCUUCCUUUGCAGUACGUGUUUCACUUCAUCUUAAUCCAUUUUAGUCUUUUUCAUGGAGCUCAGUCAAACUUUUGAUCGAUUUGUGUGGUCCGCAAUGAUCCUCUGCUCACAACUUUGUUGACGUACCGCAACACAGAUGAUGUAAUAUUUCGUCAGGACAGCAGGUCCUGGCAGAUAAUUUCAAAAUUCUCACUGAGGUUUAAUCCUGAAAGAUUUAGGAACCCAAACCAAAUCUCAUGACCUUUGUCAACACAUCUAGCUGCCACGUAUGAGCUAAGCAUGCAGGUGCAGCUGAUCAGACUAACAUGAGCAUCACAAAAAGUGUCUCACAGAUCUGUAAAUGUAGAAGUUAAAUCGGAGAAGUAAACCACAGAGCCUACAUGCAGUCCAACAUGAGAUUUAUCUAAAUGAAAAUGUCUAAACUCCGUCUUCGACCUGUUUAUCACCAUUUUCCAUUAAUUUAGUCCCAGAUUGAUUCAGAUGAAAGGUGUUGGGUAAAGAAGUGUCACAGUCAGGGUGCUGCAGGAGAACUUUCCCAUCUGUGGGUGAAAAUGUAUUACCAGAUCUACAGAUUGGUGUUAUUACUCCUUUGCUCCAUAUAUCUAGGAACUGUCUGACCCUAACACCAAGAUGAAAUAAUGUUGAUAUUGUGCUGCUGAAUUUGUAGCUUGUGUGUUUUAUCAUUUCACUGAAGAUACCAUCAGGGCUGCCGGCUUCCCUUUCUACCUCUGCCUCCUCUCCAUCUGAAUUGUUUCUCAUGCUCUCCUCCUCUCUCCCUCUACAUCCCUAUCUCUCCCCUCCUUCCCCUCCCUAUCUUAUCUUUCCUUUUUGUCCCCCUCCACCCCCCACUCCUCUUGUAUGUCUCCUCUCUUUUUCUCUCUCCACAGUUGUCCUAAGCUGGAGGACCUGCCGCCCGAGCAAUGGAGCCACUCUACAGUAAGAAACGCCCUCAAGGAGUUACUCAAAGACAUGAAUCAGAGCUCUCUGGCUAAAGAAUGUCCCUUAUCACAGGUGCUGAAGCCCAGUCUCCUUAUUCCAAAAAAAUAAAAUUCAAAAUGAAAACGAUUAGCGCCUAAUCCCUCCUCCUCUUGCUACCAAACAAAUACCCCUAUCUCCAUCACCUCUGUCGUUUAUCCUUUACUUAUCAAAUGCCCUGAGUUUGAUCAAGUGGGAAAGAAAAUCCAAAUCUAUAGCUAUUGUCGUGUGUUUGCUGCAUGUUUUUUUUUCUUUCACAGCCCCAAAUGCACACACACCUACACACACACACCUACACACACACACACACUGUGGGCAGUAGCAGCCAAAAAGCAGAGGUGUUGUUGAACGUAUGGUUAUUGUUAGAUAAACAUUGGCUGAAACCCAGAACGAUCGGGAUUGUUUUUGUUCCUUUUCCUCUCAUUUAGUUAAUUCUCAACAUUUCAGAGCAUCAGGACCGAAGAGCCAAACACGUUAGGUGUUACAUUCUGUUUUUUUUUUUUCCUUUGUCGGCUGGGAGGUUUGGAAAGAAAGCGCCAGUGCAGAUAUUGUAUUAACAGGCAGUGUAGUCAGUAUAUCAUGGAGGCAGCUCUGGAGUGAAUGGAAUGAAACGGCAGUAUAUCUCUCACAGGGGCCAAUAAUGUGUGAGUGUGAGGAAAUAUGUAUGUGUGUAUUCGCAUGAGUACAUUUCUGAAAUGUAUAUCAGCGUGCGGCGUGAAUAUAUGUGAAAGCGUUAUUUGUGUUUUUUUCGUGCGAUGUGUGUUUGAAACCAAAAGUGUGCGUAGGUGCCUUCGGUGUGAAGCCAGCACUCCUCCUAGGCCACCGUAUGGUCACCUGGAGACCCUCAUUUGCGCUCUGCUGUGUGCAUGUGCGUUUGUGUGUGUGAGCCGCUCCUCUCAGUGUGUGUGUUUGUGUGUUUAGCCGGGCAUGAGCAGUGCGCUGAUGAUGUAAAGAGUCCCUGGGUGGCGUUCAGGCGGAGCCCAGCCCGGUCUGGUAAUCACCCUGUUUACGGUCCAUAUGUGAAGACGGCUCAGAGGAGAGCACACACGAGCUCAGAGGAUCUAACACACACACACACAUGCAGACACACACUCUUUCUCAGACACAGAUUUGCUAUUUUCACAUACACACACGAGUCUCAAAUUAAACUGGAGAUUGUUUUAGCUUUCCAGUGAGAAUGAAAGAAGGUUCUGAAAAUAUCUUUAACUGAAGCUGCUGCUUUCUCUCUCGCAUGUAUUCAAUAAUUCAGAAUCAGUCAGAAGUCCCAAUCUUGAAUCAAUCAAUCAUGCAGAAAAGCUGAUAGACUCUCGGUUACUUCAGCCACUGCUAAUGUCAUUUUUUCUCAGUAUUCAGUGUGUCAGAAGUCUGUUUCUCUUCUCACUGUUUACCACAAGUUUAAACAUCAUAAAAAGAUUUAAAGACAGUAUGUAGAGUUCAGUUCAGUGUUCAGACCACAUGACUUUGAGCCAAAUUUUAGUGUUAAUUUAUAAAAAGUUAAUUUGAAUCGUUACUAACUGAUUUCAUAACUACAUAAUUGUGUUUUUAAUUGUCAUUACCAUCUUUUAAUGCAGUUUUUUUAAAGUAUUGGAAUUCAAUUUAAACAUAAACUGGCUGCUUUGAUUUGUUUCUACCGAAUAACGUGUCCAACAAAGAUGUUGUGUUUUAAUAUCUUAAUUCUUAUUAUUUAAUGCCUGAAAUGGCAGUCAUAUGUGCUGUCUAAUUUACCUUAAUCACCCACUACUUUGCUCGGACUGUGGCUGCUGUUAUUCAUGAAUACCACUGUGCUGUAUCGCUGCACUACCUGGAUGUAAACAAGCACAGAGAAGCGAAGGUGUCUCAUAGUGUGGUAAGGUUUAGCAGCAUUUUAUGGAGAUUGUUGUGGUUAAUUCAACACAGCCUAUAAUGUGUAACAAGCACAGUCAUGUGGAGUUUAAAGUGAAGUUUGAUGGUGCUAGCUCUGCUAAUGUUAGCCAUAAGCAGCGUAUCGUUUUGACAUGUUUCCCCCUCAGAAUCUGUGAUCCCAUGACGAGCCGUGUAGAAUGAAUGACUUUAGUCUGGGUUCUCGUGUUACUGUUUGACUGGUUGGUUAGUCAGAAUUCAAAUUUGUCUUUAAAUGACUGUAAAGUUGGUGGCUUUUGUACAUCCCCGCCUCAGGCACAGCUUGUACUACGAUGUGUCUCGCAGGUUUCAUUUUCAUAAUCCGUGUCACUGAAUCACUGGCUGGACAGCGUGCUUAUUUCUUAUUUCUUAAGAGACGAUCUUUGCUGAACAUUUUGACUCGGUGUCUUCAGUGCUCCCCUCUGGUUGUCAUCGGCCAGUCUGAGCCAGAACUCUGCGGUGUUUCUGGGAGAACCUUGGUCGUCUCACUGCUGUCAGUUGCAUCCUUGCCGAGCAGUCAGAGUCGGGUUUUUGGCAUCCUUACUUUAGAAGAAAGCCUGAAUUCCUUCCACCCUCAUCUUCCUCUCAAAAGUCAUGAACCAAACCGCCUCUUGAAUAAUCUAAGGAGCUGACAGUCCAUCUUUAUUAAACUGACCCUUGCUUUCCUUCGUGUAUCUUGUCUUCUUCAAACAUGGCUGCCAUGGCGGUGUUUGACAUCUGUUACUCUGCGGGGUUUAAUGUGGCCUGCUACACCCGUCGAGCGACAGUUUGUUCCUCAAAGACCCAAGUGGUGUAGCAGGCUGGUUGUGACGUUGGAGAGCUGUUCCCACGUUGCCUCGAUACACGGACUCCCCGCCUUGUGACGGGUGAUGUCACCGCCUGUGUGUAGUGUGACGAGAAGGUGAAAAGCCAGAGAAGCAUGUCGCCAAACCCUCUUAGCUUUCUUAGUUGACCAAAAAAAGUAGAGGGAGUAGGAGGGGAAGGGGCGUUGUAGAAGUCAGAAGAAGAUUGGCACCUUUUCAGGAUUAGUGUUUUCUCGAAUUUCUGCUGCGUAAUCCCAGACCGCAAAGAGAGGUUAACAGAUGAGAGAACCAGAGCGAGAGAGUGAAAGAGAAUUAGCUCACCUCUGAACAGAGCUCUGAAGAGAGACGGGGAGGAGGGGUCAGUGGAGCAGGGAAGGGGAGGGCGGCGGGGGGUUAUUUUGUGAGACGCAGCUUUUGUGCGGGACCUUGUCAAACAUUUAGUUUCAUUCUUUUGUAGCGGGGAGUCAUGCUUUGUGUGUUUGGCCUACAAAUGGCACGAGGAAACUCAGAGAGGGAAAAUGAAUUCACUCAUGCCCAUUGUCACUCUGCCGGGGGAGCAGACUCAGAGCCGCGCUCAUGUGAAGCUAGCUUAAACAUUCACAGCUUGGAGACGCAACCGGCAAAAAUCAGCUGCCCCUGAUUCUGCCUCCACCAGGACCUCAGGUUUAUCUUUUUUUCUGAGGUUGCUACCAAGCUCAUCAACCCCCUUGCCUAUAUUCCUAGAAACUAUGGCAACAAACGAGGGCCCCCAUCACCCCAGUCGUCCUCAUCACCACCACCUCUUCUUGCCCACCCCCCGCUCACUCUCGCUGGGCGGCCCCUGAUGCACCAGCUGCUGUGUUGCGUAGCAGCAAAUAGUCAUCAAAAUGCCAUCUUUGCAGGUCUUCACCACCUCUGCUGCCAUAGGCCCAACGUGGCUGCCAGUUUGUGUGUGUGUGUGUCUGCACGUGUGUUUGAUAUGCACUUGUGUGUGUGUGUUGAAGAGGAGGGGGAGGGGGUCACCCGGUUGAGGUGGGCAUGUGCCAUAAUUGAGCUGUGUUAGAUGUUGGCGAGAGACAAGGCACAGUGUUGCAAAUGGGAUGCGCCUUUUCCCCAGCUGAUUCAAGACAUCAGGCUAAGUUGGAUUGUGUGUGUAUGUGUGUGUGUGCAUAUUUAAUUGUGCAUGUGUGUGUUUGUGUACCUGCACCAUGUGUGUUUGUCUGCAGGGGUUGUAGUUUUUGUGUGUUUUCAUUUGCAAGUGUGUGCACCACUCUCUAAUGCUGGCAGCUGGGUGCCUACACUACCUGCUUGCUGCACCGUUAUUCUCCUAAACACACACACACACACACACACACUGACAAACACAAACUCACACACUCACUCCCUCCUCUCUCUCUCGCUCUCUCUCUCUUUCCCCUUUCUCUUCCUGUCUGCCGUGAUGGGGAGUGGAGUAGAUGUUGGGGACCGAUAGCAGCCCAGUGCCACUUCCUGGUCUUGCUGAUAAGCUCUCUGUGCUGCAGAUGGCUAUCACUUAAAGGGUCCACACACACAUGUUUCUGCACUCACACACACACACACUUAAACACACACACGCAGCCAUGCUACCUGUUGACAAGCCCUAGCACAGCCCUCCUGCUGGCACCGCAGUGGCAGCAGAGGCUCUGGUUAUCUGCUUGAUUUCACUUAGUGCGUCCGCGUGUGUGUGCGACGGAGCAGUGGGAGAGAGUGAGGCGAGGAAAAGGUGUAUGUGUGUGUGUGUUGUUUUCUUCACACGUACACGUGGGGCCCCCUGUGAGAGGUAGAGUGAUGUAUUGAGGGAGAGGGCUGAUUAAUGAGGAGCGUUUAUUAGAACAUCUGUGUCAAAGAUGGCGGAGAAAGAGGGAGCGAGAGAUAGAGAGAAGGAGAGAGAGAGAGAAUAUGCACUGUCUUCUGCAGGCCUCUUGUUUGUUGCCUGGAGCCGCCUUAGCCCAGAUAUACUGUAAAUAAAAGAUGGCAGGCUGGAGGAGAGGAGUUCAUUAUCCCACAGACUUCCAGGAGAGUCCCUCUCACUUCAUAUUCCUGGUUUUCAGAUGGACCUUCUUCUUCGGUUUGGGUGUUGGCUCUGAAAACCAGGUUAGACUUGAAUUUGAGGUUUACUGCCUAAGAAGUUUUCACCCCAACUAUUCACUUCUUCCCUUUCUCAAUAAGUCCAGAUCAAAUCUUUUCAUUUGGAUUCAGCCCAUUUUUUGAAAACCUGCUGGGGUAAACAGGACAUUAUCAUUUUCAGACCGUCCAGGAUGGUAUUGCAGCGACUCUUUCUUAAAGGCGAUGCCACAUAAAUCUGAAAGAAUGAGCUGCUUCAUACAUAAAUGUAUGACCCAUUAGAAAGGAAAUUCUGACUUCCUAACCCUAACCUGAACUCUAUUAGGCUUUUCAUUAAAUGAAGGCUUUUCAGCAUAUCUAUAAAAGCCUGCUUUGUUUGACUCUGCAAGUCCCAAGCAGACGUCUUCACCCCCCCUCCGUUAUUUUUCAUCAUGACAAGAUGCACUACAGUGCGGUCGUAGCCUUCUGCAGCCUUCAACGUGACUCUAGACUCACUUGCUGACAUUUGUCUUUAGUUUUUUUUUUUCUAUGCAACUGUACCAAGACUUGGCUUCGAGCUCAGUCGGUGUCUUUGAGAGCUUUAGCUUUUAUCAGCUUCAAAGUUUUCUCCUGUAACUUUGAGCUCUUGGAGACUUGUGUCCAUUUUACUCCUCGGUGUCCUGCCUUGAACUUGAGUCGAUGGUGUGUUCCGGCUGAAUACAUGUUUUAGAGAGUGGCACACCACUUUGAUAGCUUGUAGACAGUUCAGGUUUUGACAUAUCAUCCAGGGAUUAACAUGAAUUGUUCUUACAGCCCUCCUCCUGAGUUCUUGUUACCUUGUCCAGCCUUCGAACUCGAGCACUCGUGUUUAAAUACGUCUGCUUAAUUAAAAAACUUAUAGACAGAAACUCUGAGUAAAAGCCAAGAGUUGUAUUUGAUACUGCAACUGCAUUUUCUUAGAUUUCCUGUAGAUUACAUGUUCUUGGAAAAACAGAUUUUGCAGUGUUUUCAAACUGUGAUAUUGACAAACUAGGAGUAAUUAAACCAUAUAAAUGGGGCGAGCUUUAAUCUCAGUUUUCACAUAUAAAGUUAAUGUUUUUCUCUUUUGUUAUUUGUGACUUAAAGUCUAUUUUCCUCGAACAAAACCAAACCUUUCUCAUAAAUUUAUUUACCACACUUGAUCGGUCUUUUAAGAAAGAAGGAUGUGUUCGAAUCUGGGAUGUCGAUGAGAAGUGUGGUUUAAAAGCUAAACUAAAUAAGUGCAUAUUAGGCGAAACAACUCAGCUUCUUUCGUUUAUCUGCCAUUUUCUGUAUUGCACAAUUUCUUCAGAAUCAAAGUUACAUCCAAACAGCAGUUUGUUAUCGCCAAAUUAUCACCAGUUAAUCUGAGGUUAGCUGACAGUUGCCUGAAGUUUCACGUGUCUUCAUCAAAGUGGUGGAAACGCUCGGCCGUCAUACCCAGGCCGUCAUCUAACAGAUCAAAAACGCUGAGUCAGAAAUCAAUGAUUUUACAGAUUAAACCGUUUCUCAUUUGGCUAAAGAAAGAUUUUUCUGAUGUUUUUGUGGCAAAUACUUACAUUGUGAUAUUGAUAAAUGUAUAAUCUAUCAGAUAGCUCAAGUUUUUUGCUUUUGAACACCAAUGACACAUCUCAAGCAGUUAAAGCAACAACCAGUCCCUGCAGCCGCUUUCCCCGACACUGUUGCUCUCAUUUGGUCACCUAAAUUGAACACAUCCAGUACUCCUCGCUGCGCCCUUAAUAAGCCUCCUCCAGCCCCUCAGCCAGACACUAACCCUGACACAGUGAGAUUAAACCUGUACAAGAAAGACGAACUGAGCUGAGAGGAAAGAACAGACAACAUGAACCAUUUCAGCAUCAACAUCUAGAAUGAUAAAUACUCAGUCUCUCUGGUUAUAGCUUCAGUGUAGCAGCUCUCUUUAAGUUGGGUUAAGUUGCCUCCUCUGUAGUCUUUUCUAAUGCAUUCACAUUUGGGCCUUAAAACAGCCAAGAGGAGGACUUUACUGCUCAGAAAUAUCAGCAUUUAGUUGUUUUUCUGCUAUCCUCCUUUUGCACAGAAAAGCUGCAGCCAAAGAGCCAGAAUGAUCCUGAACCAGUUCAUUGUGCUCACCCCAGCAUUCUGCUGUGCCAGAAGGUUCCCCCACCAUCCUCCAAGCGCAUAUAUUAUAAAAAAUGAUAAAGAUGGCAUACCUGUAAUUUGAAAACAGAUGGUUUGGUUCUUUUGAAUAUUUAUAACAAUCAAAAACAAUUUCUCCUGCACCAGCCUCCCUAUUCGCCCCGAGGCCGGCAAGGUGUUAAAACAUUCAUUUUAAUGAAACUAGAAGGAGAAAAAUAUCGCCUUUUUGUUUUUCUGCGGCGAAGGAGGAGGGAGGUUGAAGUGAAUGCAGAGAGGGUAGAGAGCUGACUGUAAAAGGGGAGACAGAGAACAACAUGCUCAGUGCGGCCCUCGAUCUGCUUGAAGUUGUUGUCUUUAACAGAUUGUAUAAAUAAAGAGAUGGAGAAGAAAAGAGGUUUAUCUGUUUACAUCGCACUACUCCCCAGAUGCUGAUAUUCAAUAAGGCGCUAUCUUCUUUCCUUUUGAAGGUAAAUAUCCUCCCUGCCGCCUGCUUUUAUGUCAACAGACUUAGCACCGAGUUGACUUUGUAAUUUACCCACUCUGAAAUAAAAAAAAAGAGGUUCAGACAAACUCAGAGGCAUUUGAUAAAAAAGAACAGACAAAGCCUUGUUUGAUUUAAUUUGUUCACCUUUUAGAAGAGAAGAUCCAAAAAUAUCUGCAUGUCUGAUACUUUUCACUUGCCAUUUUUAGUGCUGGGUUUUACCGUGUCCCUAUCUUUUAUUUGUUUUGACAAGCUACAGUGUUACUGCAUGUUUCACAAGCUUUAAUAUUAUGUCUGUAUAUUUUCCACAAUGAGAAGCUAAAGUCUCUCUCUCGUCCUCUCUCCCUCUCAAUCAAUCUCUCUCUUUCAGAGUAUGAUUUCCUCCAUUGUGAACAGCACUUACUAUGCAAAUGUGUCGGCGGCGAAGUGUCAGGAAUUUGGGCGCUGGUAUAAACAUUUCAAGAAGACAAAAGAUAUGAUGGGUAAGCAAAACGGAGGGGCGCAAAGUAUGGCGCUCACACUUUUGUCUCUCUCCACACACACAUUCACGCACAUGCACACACCAGUCGCCAUCACAAUAUGUUCCCUAACCAACCAUCUCUUUGUCUUCCUGCCAUUGCAUGAAGCAGAAAUACAUUUUUAUCUUGUUAUCUAAUAACUCAAGAUUACUCCACUCUGUUCCGCAGAACACAGUGUUAUCUUUGAUUUAUCUAUUAUUGCGUAAACUACAGCUAAUGCCGGAGCCAAAUAGAGGGUUCUGAUUGUUUUUAUUUUUGUUUGUGAGCUUUAGUACCCCGCGAACAAAAGGCAACGAUGACUUCAGCCAGCCACCGCCUAGUCUGAAAUUCAAUUAGAUUUUCUUAUCAACUCUCUAACAACGCAUGCUUUAUAUUAUCUGUAAAAAAUCCCCUUUUGACCCACCAGGAAAUGAGGUUAUAUGAUACUAGUAGCACCCUAGCUGGAGAGAGAAUUCCAGUAUAUUUUUAUGUCUUUUGAUUAAGUGGAGCUGCACUCUGUUGCAGGGCUCAUAAGGCAGUGUAAUGUUGAGAUAUUAGCUUUAACAAUCUGUUGAACAAUCUUUUUUCUUUGCCAGUGUGCCACUGCUCGCCGCGAUGACAGAUGAGAUAUUAUAUCAAAAUGUUUUCACUGCCUCCAUGCAAAUAGCGUGUUGUGAUCAUAUCUUAUCUGAUGUUUUUUUCUCCUUCUUCUGUUUAAGAGUAAAAGUGUCUGCUAACAUACGCUGGGAACAUUACUUACUCCAGACCUGCUGUACUUGUGUAUUAUCCUGCAUACUCCUACACAUUCUCUGUCAUAAUUGUUUUCGAUCUGGUCUUUUUUUUUUUUUUCCUCCUCUGAAAUGGGGCUGCUGCAGCUGCCAGUGCGGCCUCAGUGAUGCUGGUGCUUUAAAUGUCAUAUUUCUGCUUAGCUGCAGAGGGAGAGGAGGAAUGUAAAAGGCUUUAACCCUGUGUUUCUUUCUUCACAACUCCACACUGUGUGCUGUAUGUGUGUGCGUGUGUUUGUGUGUGUGUGCGUGUGUUUGUGUGUGCAUGUGCGUGCCCUACCAUCCGACUGUGCAGGCAUGCGCCAACCCUCCCAGCUGGAGGGCUACCUGGGGACAUGUGUCCUCCGUGAGAGUCCGCGUGCCAAUGCACUAGGUAUGUUGCAACAUGGGCACACACACAAACACACACAUAUGCACACACACAAACACACCUUUGAUUUGUUUUCACUUUGAGGGGUUUGACAUCGAUAAACAAACUGUUUUAAGACUAACCAUCACCUCAAACAGAGCACUGUGUCGUUUUAAAGAGGUGCAUCAGGUCCGUCCUUUCAAAAUAAAAGCAUACGUACCAUUUGAUGAGAAAAUGACGCCAUACCCAACUAUACAAUGUAGUGUAAUACAAUACGACAUGACGUGAUAUACAAUAUAAAUCAUGAUACAAUAAAAUGUGAUGCGAUUUGAUGAUACACAAUAUGAUGCAGUGUGAUACAAUACAAUACCAUAAAACAGGAAAUGAUGCAAAACAGUAUAAAAAAAAUAGGACAUGAGAAAAUAUGAUGCAAAAUGAAUCAUUGCAAUAGGAUUCAAUUCGAGAGGGUAAAGUGAUAUGAUGCAGUGUGUUGAAUUGAUUUGAUACACUUCACGAUACGAUAAAACACAACGCAUUAUGGCACGAUACAAUAUAACACGAUACGAUGUAGUACGAUACAAUACAACAAGUAACAGCAGGAUACAAAAUAAUACAGUACGAUAAUAUGAUACAAUAUAAGGCGAAGCUGUAUAAUAUACUACAAUAAAAUACGAGACAACAAAUUACAGCGGGAUACAAAAUAAUAGAGUUGGAUAAUACGAUAUAAUAUAACAGGAUAUGAUACAAUACAACAAGUUACGGCAGGAUACAAAAUAAUACAGUAGGAUAGUACGAUAUGAUGUAAAAUGAUACAAUAUAAUACGAUACAAUAUGACAUGAUACGAUGUAAUAUGAUACAAUACAAAAAGUUACAGAAGAAUACAAAAAAAUACAGUACAAUAAUAUAAUAUAACAGGAUACAAUACUGUUUGAUACAACAAGUUACAGCAGGAUACAAAAUAAUACAGUAGGAUGCGAUAUGAUAAUAUGUUUCAACAAGUUACGGCAGGAUACAGAUACAAUAGGUUCAUGUGUCUUGGAUUCAUGUCCCGCAUACUUUUAACCGUCUAAACAAACAUGUGACUCAAAGUUAAACAGCUCUUUCACACCAUUUCUUUUUGUCACACUUAUCAAAUAAAACGCUCCACGACAGAUUUUCUAAGUAGCAGUUGUAAAUACUUGUACUAAUACUUUAAUCAAUUUAGUCAAAUUAGUGCAUAACUGUCAGGAAGAACACAAGCGAGAUCUUUGUUUUGCUGUUCAUGAGUUUUUAUGACAUUUUUGCCAAAAAAGUUUGCAUGUAUGUUAGACCUUUAACUAGAGCUGCCGUACAUUUAUCUUGAUUGUUCCUGGAGCUCUUGCCCAAUCAUAAAGCCAAUGUGAUAAAAACAAAAAAAACACUGAGUGCUGUGUGAACAAGAAUUGAUCGCUUUGGGGCAAAACUAGAUAAACACACACACUUAAUCUUAGUCUUGAGGAGCUACACUCCCUCCCUGAUAUCUAACCUUAAUAUUAAAUGCGGCUCUUGCCUGAACUGAAUCUUAAUCAAAAUUUGAUCCUGAUAAAAAAAUCAAACAGCUCUUUAAAGUCCAAUUGAAAUGCAGCAUGACUUAUUUUACUUUGCUGGCCGUGCUUUCAGUUUGAGACAAGCCCCUCCAUUGCAUUUUAACACGCAGCCUUACUUUUAAAAUGUCAUCAUAGUCGCAUCUUUUCCAAACCAGUUAGCUUUAAAAACGAAGGCAGCUUUAGCCAAUCAGUGAACAGUGUUCUCCGUUUCUCUCUGAGCACCACAAACCCAGAUAAGAACAAAACCACCAAUGUACGUCCACAGCAGUAGCGAUAGCAUCUGAAGAUGUGCUGACACACGAACUCUUGCCCAAAUGUGUCACGUAAACCAAACCUCUGACACAAAACGCUGGCACACAGGCCUCAGGUGCCCCACCACGCGCCCGCAGAAACUCCCUCAGCCUCAAUAUUCAUGACGAGCUGCAGCCUGCUGCCUUGGACACAGAAGUUUGAAGGCUGGAAGAGAGAGUGGCACAGUCAUCCCUUUGUGCUUUGUGCUUUGGCUGCAGUGUCAAAUGUGACUCUGCAUUUACUUCACCACACUGCGUUUAAGCCUGAAGUCAAGGGGAGUAAGUACCUGGUCACAGGUACUGGCAAGCCACCGCGCCGCUCUGCCAGCUGAAGUGGUAUUAGCGGCCGCCGGCGAAUGUGGUGUCUCCUCUUUUUGACGUGGCAGCGUUAGAGCAGGGAAGCCAACGCGGGAGAGAGAGUUGGGUCACUUUGUACGUCUCCCUCUCUCUCUCUCUCUCUCACUCGCAGUCACAGUCACACACACACACUCCCUCCCUCCCUCAGCCCACAUCCCAUUCCCAUUGUGUGUUUAAUCCGGGGCUCUUUUGUGGCAGGAUUCCACACGAGGACUCCCGCUUCUGUGGCAGCCUUUUUCUCCCAGGGCCUGCCAUGCUCUUCUGUCACCCCUUCUCUUUUCAAUUUGCAUGGAAAUGCCUCCGUGUGCCUGUGUGUUUGUGUGUUGUGAGCAUGCCCCCCAGCAGUCUGUGCGAACAAGCAUAUGCGCACACACACACUCACACACUCACACACAUUCACAUCCAUAUAUAAGUGAAUAGACACGCCAUACCAUCAGAGCCAGGGAAUGCCAGGGAUUAUAGGAAGAGAUGUGAUUAUUACUAAGAUUUUUUUGUUUUGUUUUUCCCCCCACAUCAUUUGUUUUCGAUAAACGCUCAAUAGACCCGUCUUGGCCGGGUGUUUUGUGCUCGCUGACAGUUAAGAAACAGGCGGCUCAAACGCACGAUUAUUGUGUGUAUUUUUGGAAAACAUCCAUGCACUUAAUCUUUCAUCUGCUGAAAAAUUCAGCUUGUUGAAGACCCUCACCCCCUCCUUUUCCCCAUAACAGCAAUUUACUCUUUUCACAAUGUCGUUCUGCAGGAUGUGUGUGGAGGCCGCAGCACACUUCUGAGGUGUUAAUGUUGCCAUCCGUAUGAAUUCUUAAACGCUGCCCCCUCACUCUCUCGCUUGGCGCCGUGCACGCAGAAAGCCUCAGCAUAUGUAAUAUUCCUUAAAGAGAGGCGGAAACCUGCAACAUUCAGCCGCUCUGAAUGCUCGUUCACUGCUCUGUGGGUAGCACUUUGAAUAGUAAAUCAUUGUUUUAGCCUCUAAGCAGAUAAUUUAAACCUGCCUUAAAAUAUUCUCUAGCAACCAUUAUGGACUUAAAGAUUCCCAAAGCAGAAGAUGCCACAAAGUGCUAUUAAAUGACAGCUCAUAGAGUGAUUUUUUUCUAUUGCACGGUCUUUUUAGUACAACUUUACAAGGGCGUUCCUCAGGUUACAAAAUAUAUCCUCGGAUUUACUCCCUCUGUCACUGUUCACUGCUCCCUACAUUUAUCUUCAGACCUUCCUCACCUAAAAUUGCCAUAAUAGCUAGCUUGUGUUCCUUAUUUCAGAAUUAAGGAUGUAAAGAGAGAAUCAGAUUUCUUCACAUUGCUGCUGCUGCUGCUUCUGUGGACACACACACACACACACACGCAUACUGUACCUACGCACACAAACGCACGCACACUCACACACGCUCCACUGUCUCUCAGGGAUUUAUUUUUCACAUGAUGAGGCCGCAGACGUUCUGAACUUAAUUUUGAAGGCAUGGGUUGUGGAAGACACAGGUCAAACACAAUGAGGCUCUUUUAUCUGCGUUUCCAUCUUUUUCUUUUUUUAACCAGUCGUUGGCAGAUCAGCUGUUUCAUAUCCAAUCAGGGAGGAAGAGGCCUGUAAGGGGGAAAAAACACUGAACCUCUGUAUCUGUCUAUUAGUGGUUUGGAUGGGGCUGCAGUAUUUUCCUCCCCUCACAUAUGUCACCAGCAUAAAGGGGAACGUUAGCUGACAGCUGGAGGCUGAAGUUUGAUCUGAAGCAGAGAGGUUCUGUUUCGUUUCCCCUGAUAAAAGAUUGAAGCUCUGAUGACAUUAAACUGAUGAUUAUGGUUUGAGAUUUAGGUUCAGCUUUGCAGAUUCUCCUCUCUUCUGGAUUUAAACUGACGUUCUGACCUCCUCCUGUCUCUGCUUUGUCUUCUUGCAGCAGAGAUGGAUGGCCUGUCCGACCUCUCUCCACCCGGCUCCAACCACAACCACAACCACAACCACCUGGGCUUCUCCCAGCAGCAGCAGCCCAUCCCCGGCAGCACAGCAGAGCAGACCCCUUCCUCGCCCGUGCCCCCGCUGUCUCACGCGCCUCCGCCACACGGAGGCCAGACCGGCGGCCGGCAGCCCCAGCUCCCCGGCCUACACCACCCGGGCCUGGUGUCCACGCCCAUCAGUCCCCAGCUGGUCAACCAGCAGCUCGUGAUGGCACAGAUCCUAAACCAGCAGUACGCGGUGAACCGGCUGCUGGCGCAGCAGUCCCUGUCGCAGCAGUACCUCAACCACCCGCCUGUCAGCCGCAACUCCCACAACAAGCCCAUGGAGCCGCAGGUGGCGUCCAACACAGAGGUGUCAUCGGAGAUCUACCAGUGGGUGAGGGACGAGCUGAAGAGAGCCGGAAUCUCACAGGCGGUCUUUGCUCGCGUGGCCUUCAACAGAACCCAGGUGAGAGGGGAGACGGACGGGUCAGAGUACCAGGUCCAGUUCUAUAAGGUGUUUUUACCUUAUCAGGUUUUAACCGACUACUUUAGAAUUUAAUAGUUCUGCAGGAAAUACGUGUUAACCUCCGUGAAUGACGUGAAGUUAAACUUUCUGAUCAUAUUUGAUAAAUGCAGAAAUAAGUUAAUUUUGCUCAUUGGACAACCCUCUCAGCAUCACAACAUCUUUAUCCCGUUUAUUUGUGGUUCUGUUAGACCUUCCCCAAAACACGAUACUCUUAAAGAAGAACUCAAAUUAUUAUAAUCAUUAAAUUCAGAGGAUUCAUUUUCAGCCCACCAGCAUCUAAGAUAUACCGGAGCGAAAACCUCUUCAAGACCGCUGACUGGUCGUUGAAAUUGAAAUAAUUUGGAAAGCAUCCAGGAUUUGCUUCAUCAUCCAAGGUUGAUUAAACAAUGUUUAUUUUUUUUUGUUUAGUUUGAGUUUAAUUUCAUUUUCUCUCCUCAAUUUUACUGCCCAGUCUGACUCAUAUUAACAGUGUCAUAAAACUUUUGGUGCACAAACACUAUCUCUGAAAAGAACUCACAUAAAAAAAGCACUACAAGUUCUCAGAACACUCUGUGUCUCUGAAAAUUGGCAUAUAACAGCAGCAUUAAAGUUAGCUCUGCAUAAAAACACCUAUUAAUCAAAAUGUCAUCUUAAUUUUUGAACAUCUCUAUCUGACUUUAAACGGUAAUAUCCCGAAUGAAAAGAAGUUUUUCAACAUUUCCACACAGCUCCUGUAGAGAAACAAACUCUCAGCCUGCAGUCUGAACGUGUUUCCGUCCUCCGAUCGUUCCUCAUUCAUAAUUCUCUCUCCAGUAACGCAGCACCUCUACUGUACUUCAAGACAGCUGGCAGCCUGCCAUGUGAGAGACCCGGGCUCGGUCAUCGCGUGCGUUCUCUCUCCCUGCCAAAAUAUGUGGUUUCACUUCAUAGUCAGAGGCCUCACACUCACACUCACACACACAGAUAUAUACGCACACACACAAAUGCGCUGCUGUCACACACAAACAGAAGGCAGUGGAAAUGUUUUAAGAUGAAGCGUCUGUAUUAAAGAGGAGUGGAGGGAGGUGACAGCAAACCUCAUUACGAAUCCAUUUGCUUUGAAGUCUCUGUGUGUGAAAGAGGAAAAAGGACUGAAACUGAUAGAGAUCUAUUAGAAUCAGAACAUACAACAACCCCCCUCCUCUGGAAAAUAGAUGUGUGUGUAUGUGAGUGAGUGUGUUUCUGUGCAGAUUGGUGAACUCCCACACAAACACAGUCUUAUCUGAAGCUGAUAUGAGGAAUUAGCUCAAUGUGCCGUUGGAGAGUUUGCCUUUGGAGGAUUAUUUAUUAGGCGCGUGCUUCUUCCUCGAGUCUGUGUUAAUAAAAAGAGAGCAGGGGGGAGAAAGGAGGUGUUGAGAAGUGACAUGAGGGGCUUUUGUCGGCGCAGGAAGCUUGUUUUGUCCUCUUUGAGAGGAAACUGAUUGACCUGAGAGAUAGACAAAAAGGUCCGAUGGCAGAGAAUGAUGCAUUCACUGAAGAAUGCAGACACCGACAGACAGACAGUGAAAACAGAAAUGCCACUAAUCUAUCCCCUGAAUACUUGUGUGUGUAUUAAGCACGCCGUCCCCUUCUCCAUAAAAACCUCACUCUGACUCAGAUUUCACUUGUUCACACUUGCCUGGGAGCCACAAUCAUACCUUUUUCAACAGAACACAUAUGUCUGUGUACAUUUUAAUGGCCAAGCAGUCAACGCUGAGAACAUAUCUGCAGCCCUGCUCGCCGCUCAAAGCACCAUGCUCUGAAAAAAACAGAAAUAAAUAAAAGUAAUAGCACAAGCAUGUUUUCCCCAUCACCUACUUUUAUUACCAAAUCACACCUAUUGAUGGGGAGAGAAGCGAAGAGAUGGUUCGCUCAGUGUGUGGCCAAGAGCUGAUGAAAAGGCCCAAUCACACGUCUCUGAUAAUGGAGUCAUCGCCGUUUCAUAAUGAUGGAAUUGAGCGCCAUUGAAAGUAAACAGAGGAUACGCUGAUUGCCCGCUGUAGAAGAUUUCAUAUUUGAGGCGAGUGGCUGCGGCUCUUUUCCAGAACAACACAAGGCUGGGAGAAAAUGUCCAAAACCUGCAGAUUUAUACGACUGAUCCAAAGUUUUAGACGAGUCCGUGGUCGUUGUUUUUGACCCGUUUCCUCUCCUUUACCCUUCCCUCUUUGGCUUCUCCCUCCCCUCACCUGUUAACGCAGGGCCUGCUGUCCGAGAUUCUGCGCAAAGAGGAAGAUCCUAAAACAGCGUCCCAGUCGCUGCUGGUCAAUUUGCGCGCCAUGCAGAACUUCCUGCAGCUCCCAGAGGCCGAACGCGAUCGCAUCUAUCAGGAGGAGAGGGAGCGGAGCCUGACGGCGGCUUCAGCGAUGGGCGCCGCUCCUCUCAUCAGCACUCCACCCAGCCGACCUGUACAGGUACCUGAGACUGAAUUCCUCUGAUCACGCUAAUUCUGUGUUUGUGUUUGUGUUUGCUACCCAGAUAUUUUGUAACUUGACUGGUUAACAGGAGCUUUGAAAACAUUCAGAAACAGAGCAGAUUGUCAAUCUCAGGGAAUGGAGGUCGCAAGAUCAUUUGUAGGGGUCAUCAGAUGUUUGAGACAAAUAAAACUAAAAUUUAAAGAUUUCAAAAACAAUAAAGAUUUAAAGUUAAAUAACUUAAAUUUGACUGGAUAAUAGUUUUGACACCACUUGGCCUGUUGCACCAAUGAAGCUUGUUUUAGUGCUUUUCUUAGGUGGCAGCAUGUUAGCUGUGUGACUGCUGCAGGUGAUAACUCCGGCUUACACUGUGAUGGCAUUCAUGCAUAGACUGAGGGGGCGGGGUCACAAACAUGUAUGACAUUGCUCUCUGAAGUCCUAGCCCAAAAAUGUAAGACUCACUGUUCUAGAUACAUGUAUUUUAUGAAUUGCAAUAAUGCACAAUCAGUUUCUGCAAAACUACAUACCAUGACUUAUCACAUGAGCAGUUUGUCAGAAACCUUACCUGUGCAGCAGCGAAUCUUUCCCUCUGCUCCUCUCUCAGAGUGUUAAUGAGACAAAUUUACCUUUUAGAGCUGCGACAGAUAGAACUGCGCCAAAAAAAUACAAGAUUCUGUCUCAGAAUUGGUAAAAGUGCAGUCACAGCUGAAAAAGCAUGCAACACAAGAACAAUGCUGUAAUUAUUCAGUCAUCAUGAACUUCGUGAGUCAACAGAUCUGGUUGUUCGAACUAUUUUUGUCCCAUUUAAAGGAGCUAGUCUGUGGAUUUGUUUACAGCUGAGAUCAGGUAUCCAGGCGUGGGAGCAGGUUGAGGUGUUUCUCAGACGCUGGAACUUUUGUUUGUCUGUGUCUGUGGUGGUGUGAUGGCCUGAAUCCAAACACAUGUGUAACAAACCCAUAAGUGCUCCACUCUCACCUAAACCCAACCCCACUCUGCUGUCCUACACUUCAUUCUUCUUCCUGACAGCUUGUGAACAUUUUGUUUCGUGGGUUCGUCGCUCCACAGCUUUAGCACGUACAAACCAAACGUAAUGCAUCGACUAGUACAUUGUGUUUACAUGUGACAACAGCGAGCAUGCACACAUGCACGCACCACCCUGGCACAUUGUUAAGAUUCACACCUCACAUUCCCCUCCGCUGACUCAGGCUACAACCUGUCGGGAAACAUGAGGAACAAUAAAGGCCCAUUUGUCCGGACAGCACGCUCGAUCGAAAUAGUUUACAUUCUCCGUGCAUGUAAAUCAGCUCCACAUCACCCCCGCCCUCAGCACACAGGUGAAAGUAGAGCACACAGAUGACAGAUCAUUUUUUGUGCUAAUUUUGACCUUUCACUGCGUGUUCAGAAGCAUUAAAAGCCCUCUCUCUUUUUUUUCAAAUAAAGCUCAGAGAAACAUCAGACAUCUUUUAGACCGUCCCCUUUCAAAAUCUUUUUUGCACCAAAGCACAACUUUCCACCCUCACAGCAAAUCACUGUCUCUCAUCUGAAAGGUAUGUGGCAACUUUCUACCACUUAAGCCCAUUUGAAGUGCGGUCAGCUGCAUCUGGGAGGUGAGAGGUGGUGGACAAAGCCCCCUCUGUCCUGUCUUCUGUGGCGACGCGGCUUUUAAGUAGGUGAUGAGCAAAGACAGAAAGAACAGGCCCACCCAUCUCCAAAAGAAAGCCUGCCACUGGGAUUACUCAGCAGGAUGGCAGUCACUGUCUCUCAAAAAAAAAAACUGAAAAGAAAGAGUGGUUUUCUGAGGCAGCGGUGCUGGACAGAGGCAGGGCCACUUUGCAGUUGACAGCUCGUCUUUACAAUGAAAGGCUGGGACAGUAGAGGACAGAGGUAAAGAGAGGACUUCAGCACAAGAAUCAAAACUGAACUAAAAUGUGUUUGGCUCCAAACUUCCUGUUAUUCUAAAUGAAAAUCCCAGAAGCAGAGAUAGAGAAUCAUAAGUCUAAGUUUUAAAAAUGUCUGUAAUUACAUCAGGUGAAUUACAGAUCACUGAUGUACUUACAGAACUAAUGUGUAGAGGGCUGUUUAGAGUAUCAGAGACCGGCUUACAGAGCUGUGCAGAUUGAUAACAGAGCAGGUAUACAUUUGCAAGCUGAACAGUAAACACAAUGACUUCCACACUGCAUACAAGCUGUAAAGAUUUCAAAUAUGAGCAGAAACGGAGAGGCUCUCAUUUGUAGUUUUUAUUUGCAUAUCACUCAGAACACUGUUGGUACAUCAGGAGAAUAUAUAGCUUCCUAAUACACUUCACCUGUAUGACUUAAACACAUUGACAUUUAUCAUAUAGACCUGUUCUUACACAAGGCAAUUCACUCACCCACAAACACACUCAUACACCUGGCCAUCUGCCAGCCUCUCCUAUGGAGCAAUGCGGUGUGAAUUUAAGCACAUAAAUCAGCCAGGGUGGCAAUUGAGCCCGAGACAGAGGAGGCUUUUUAUUGGCCUCGUAAAAACAGAUGCAGAGGUAUGUUUCUCACACGUGUGUCUGAUGGGUCGGCUCAACUCCCCUGAAGCCAGUUAGUGCACGUCCCGGCCUUAACAAUUAGCCCGACAUGGUAACCUACCGCUCAGACUGACAAGCCCAUGUUAAAAAAAAAAAGAGAAAGAAAACAGGAUGAAAGGCGCCGAAGCACUCCGACAUUCCAGUUUCACCACAAGUUUGAAGAUGAUGAGAUUGUUUUUGACACAUAAAAGAGCUCAUAUUAAGUGUCUAGACCAAUACAUGGAUCUAUAUAUUUCUUUAAGCACAGGUUGUAUCUCCAGUUAGUGUCUGUUGGGGUUAUUAUGGUUUAUUUGAAAGCUGUGUACUUGUACUCAUACCCAACCCUCUCCUUUGAAAGGGCUUGUAUGGAUGAUUCAUAUGCUAAUGGUCCUUUGGUUAUGCUUUUAUUAGGAUACUUGUUACUUUGUCAAAAGAUUUUUGUCAAGAUGCAACAAGCCGCUGAAUGAAGAUGAUUUGAUUUCACUCGACUUGCAUUUAUUUUUUAAUCACCAGCUUGACAUAAGAAUAAUAACGUUUCAUACAACACAUCUAAGUGUUUUUGAGCAGAGCAACAUGAGAGAGAUGGGCGACUGCCUGAGUGUUUUGCCAGAUUACUUUUUUCUUUUUUUCCUGUUCUGACUGUGCGCCUGAACAAGUGUGGUUGUGUUGUGUUCCCGACUCUGCAGCCUCGGAGGGAAGACUGCAACAGUGUGAGGCCCGAGGACUGGAAUCCCCGGAUCCCCGUGGGCAUUUCCCCUGUGAGCAAACAAGUGCACCCUCACCUGCACACAUUCGCAUAGACAGUACACACACUGGAGCUCAGCAUCCCCCAGCAUUACAAACUGAGAACUCGAAUGUGCUUGUAGAAAGAAAAAAAGACAUUUUAUUUCAACCCUCAGGCUUGAAUUUUUGCAGUUUUUUGUUAAAAAAUUUGUCAAAUAAGCACAUCAACUAUUAAAAUCACACUUUUUUUUACCUGAAUCGAAAGCUUCAAAUUUUAAUUUCAUCCGAUUUUACCAGUAUAUAAAAAGCGGAAGCACAAAGAGCCUUUGUGUUCAUGUUUUAGCCAGUCAUAGACCAACUAAAGCAGCUGUAAACCAUGACUCUCAUAUUAAAUGUCCUGAAGAGUACAACGACCCAGUGUGUGCUUACAAGCAGAGCCCCUCAGAUCAAAGAAAAGGGACAAAAUUGUGCAGGAUUUUAAAAUUUUCUUCAUCUUCUUUUAAGGUGAAACCAUCGCCUCUUCCCAGCGAGUGGAACGGCAAGACGGAGAGCUGCAUCCUCAACAUCAACUCCACCAUCUACGACGAGAUCCAGCAGGAGAUGAAGAGGGCCAAAGUUUCCCAGGCCCUGUUCGCAAAGGUGGCCGCCUCCAAGAGCCAGGUACGCAAACACACACGGACCGGCAGCCUGGAUGAAAAUCAAAGAGGCGGAAAAAUGCUAAUCUUUUUUUCAGUAUCCAAAAUUUGGAGUGGGAAAAACAUUUUGUCAAAGACGGAUUUCACUAUCUUGAUCUUCAACCUUUGAAGACGCAGCCAUCUGGGAAUAGAAAUACAUUUUAUUCAUAAGAAACUCUACAUUUUGUAACACGUCUCAAAGUGUGACAGAAAAGAACAGGACUGUAAAAUGAACUGAGAGCCAAGCGAAUUUAAAAACAGGCUCUUGUAAUGUGUUUAUGUAAAUGUGGGAAAUCAUUUUGCUGUUAUUUUUUUUUACUAAAGUUGCUCUUAACAUGCAAAUAUACCUGCUCUGAGUUUCCAAACAUAAACACACCGAUGGAAGAGAGGGGAAAGUUGUCGAGGACAGUCCAGAUAAUCGGUCUUUGGCCUGGGGAGCGAACUCCUUCAAUGAGGCCGUGCAGACGCCGUUUAAAAGACGAGACAAGUAUUCAACAUGCACAUGACAUCAUAUCUUAAAGACAAAGGUGUAGGAAUCUACCCACCCCUUCUCAAAACUUGCCUCAGAGCAUCACUGACAUAAUUUAUGGCCAUAAUGACACGUCCUCUUUAUUGUGGGUUUGGAGUUUAGCAGUCGACACUGUUUCGACACCAAACAAACCUGUUUAUAUUAGCUCUGCUGGGUAAGACGAUGGGGCCCCUGUUAUCUUCUCCCAGAGAGCAGGACGCUCACACAAUACAAGGCUGUGUGUGGUGGAAACAGCUCCACUUUAACUCUUUAUUAAAAGUAAUUUAAAAAUGGAGCGCUAAGGAGUUAUUAUUAAAGGUUUUCAUGCGUCUGUCGGAGGCAGAGUUGGAGAGAUUUCCACAAUUGUGCUUGAUGAAGAAGAUGGGGGGAGAAUAGAUCACCAAGGGCGGAAUAAUCUAGAAAUAUCUGCAAAGGCUUUAUUUUUUUCUUGCUGAUUAGGAUGAUUAUACCCCCAGAUAGCUUUGUUUUACCAAAUUGCAGUUUGAUGCACAAACCACUGUUUUUGUUAAGGAGUUCAAAGACUCCUUGGAAGGAUGGAGAAAGAGAAAGGGGGGAGAGCACGUCUUUUUCUUCCCAAAUGAAGGUUUGUCUGGGAACAGGGUUUCCACCGUUGCCUUUUCCACCUCACUCCCAUCUCUCUGUCUUGCCCCCUCUACCUCUUCCACUUCUCCCCGUUUUCUGCCUCUCUUUCACGUUCCAUUCAUGGCAGGCGGGUGUGAAUGUGAAUUGAGCAGCAGAUAAGAAGUGUGCUAAUUAUGCCUGUGAAAGGGGGCCUGGGAGAGCACUUAUCUCUGGCUCCAUCUCGUAAUGGGCGCUCCCCGGGCAGCUGGUCUCCCCCCUUGCUACCCAGCCGGCAUCACCACAGCUACCAGCACCGCCAGGCCGGGCCCGCUCCUCCUCAUCAGAACCUCAAAAAACAGACACCGGUCCCAGUUUUCAGCUGCUGUUUCCACACGGGUCUUUUUACCGCUUUAAGCGUUUAUUCGACUCCUUUUUGGGAGCGGACAAGUUUGUAAUUUUACCCCAAAUUUUAGACCAGAGUAAACAAUAUUACAAGCAAGUUUUUGAGUUUCCUUCCAGAGUUCACAUCAGUCUGACAAGUUAAGUUUAAAUCUGAAUUUUUCUGUCAAAAUCUUAUUUGUCACACUGCUGAAGUAGAAUUUUAACAAUUUCCAGUAAAAUAAUACAUUUUUGGAUCUAAGGAAAUCUGUUUGUUAUUUUGACAUUGAAUCAAUCAUUUGAGUCUCUUUGUUAUAAUAAUACAGAAUAUUUACCAGAUUGAGAUUAUAAGGUGGACAUAUCUCAGGAGCGUUUUCACUAUUUUUCAUUUGCUGUUUUAAUUCAUCAGAUAAAUGUAAAUCAUGAUCAAGUCCUUUUACCUGUUUUCACUUAAAGUCUGAAAUCACGAGAAAAAUCUUCCUGAUCAUUUAUUUAAAAAAAGUAAAAGUGAGAUUUCAUUUAUUCUCAGCUUUAUGACAUGUAAAGUAAAAAUAUUUAGUUUGAAUUUGAUUAUAUAGCUCAUAUAAAGCUUAUUAAAUUAGAAAUCCAUGGCCUCAAAAAAUAUUUUAAAAUUAUUUUAAAAUACAGAAAUGUCCAUUUUCUAAAAAAGUACUUUCACUUUGAUAUUCAGUUUUUCAUUGAGACUCUUUCAGACAUCACUCUUUCCAGUGUGAAUGUCUCACCUGUUCAUCUGACACUAAAUAAAAUUACAAAGCUUUAUUUUGAAAUGAUCGGAUAGAUGUAGUGAUAUUAAAGACUCACUGAAGCUGUGGUGAGGUUGGGUAUCUCAGUAUUUAAGGUAUCUUCUGUGGAUCUCCGCUGAAUUAAACAGACAGUUGAGAAUAUUUUAAGAAUGAUGAAUUUCUGCCCAGAUUAGCCUCUAAUUUCUGCUCGUUCCUCACGGAUCCCACAGCUGGAAAUGAAGAAAUAUUUGCUCCACAUGAGCAGUCAUUUUAUGUUGAAGGACGUUUUCUCAUACAUUGUACAUCACAGUUAAUUGUUAAAGAUCUACGGUGCGAAUCAGUCAGCCAGGAAGAACAGCUCGAUGUAUAUUUAAACACGGCGUUGUAAACGACAGCUGAAAGCCGGAGAGGUUUGCAGCCUUACAGGGAGAAAAUAACCACUAUCUAAGCCUCGGGUAGAGCUCCAUGCCAGCAGAGACUGCUGGUACGGAGGUUGGUGGAGGAGCAGUGUGGAUGUGGAUGGUGAUGAGGAUGGAGGAUGGGCAGGACUGGCAGGAUGCCCAUCUGGGGUCCAGGGAAAUAAUCGUGGGGGGAGGGUGGAGGAGAGGCCUCAUCACCAGAGGCUGGCACAGUCCUAUCGGCUCGGUGUGCUGUUCAACUUCUGCCUCUUUAGCUCUGGUUAGGAUUUCCCAGCAUGCUUACGCAAGCACAGGGUCACAUAAGCAGUGGGUAUAGAUGUGUACAGUGUGGCGUGUCUUAUAGGUUUAGCUUUGUGCUCAGUGUGUUUGCCUCGUUCACAGAGAGAUGAAGUUAGGAGGGAAAGGCGGUUAGCCGUGGAGACUUGAGGGGAGAAAAGAAGAGAUGUGAAGUUAAAGGAGGUCAAAGCAGUGUUUGUCCUCUGGGUGAGGAAGCAGUAAACUGGAGUUUAGUGAUUGGUGCAUGCUCCGCUGAGUGUGUAUUUACUGUAUAUAGAUGUGUGUUUCGCUGCUUCUCCCUGCAUCAAUAUGGGUUUCUGCACGGGCACAUUCGAGUGUGUGUGUGUGUUUGUGUGUUUGGGGGUUUCUGGAUCGCAGCCAUCCUGUCCUCUCUUAGGGCUCGUAACCACAGCAGGCCUCUGCCACCCCUUAACUCCCCCCCAACCCCCACCCCCCACCUCACAUAUUCAAUGUUGCAUUUCAAUCACUCUUUUACUGCCACAUAUUCAGAGUAGUAACUAUAGAGCAGUGAAUCUAACCCCGUCAGUGUUACUCUAUCAGAUUAAAGGUCUCUGUUCACAUUCACUCUGAACAUUUGUAUUAUUUAAACGAUCAUGAAAAGGACAGUCCUCUCUUCAUACAAUCAGAGGCUUUAUUUACAAUCCUCGCCUUAAUAACCCAAACCGAUCACUCUCCAUGAAUGCUCCAUCUAUGUUUAGCUCCAGGAGAUGUCAGACUCGGAGAAAACAUCUGCGCACUGCUGGUUCAAAUCCAGGAGCGGCACUGCCAGAGGCGGCGAUUUCCAUCGAACAGCCCGUUUUAUUUUAGCCUGCAGAGGUGGGAGCUAUGAUAUGGAUAGCCUCGAGUUGAUGUCAACAUUAUUAACCGGCUCAGUACGGCUCGAGCGCUCUCUAGCAAUCGACUGUGCUUUGUUUUCAUUCACGCUAACAGGGGAGGCUUGCUGUGUUGGCUAGCCUGGCAGAGAGGGUGGCUCAUGUUCAGCUGAGCGAUGGGAGGUUAGCCGAGGGGUGGGGUAGGAGAGGGUUGGGGGCAUUCCUUUGACACGACUUUUAUGUCCGAACAUCCCCGACACUUCCUGAGAGGAAUUGCGCGACGGGUAGAAUCAGAGUCCCUGCUGUCAUAAAACAAGCACCCCGGGAGCCGUGCGCACCGCAGGGCUCAAAGCCCUCCGACUCCUCAAUGACCAGAAGAGUACAGAACUCCAACACCGCCACCAACACCGCCCUCUCUCUCCAUCUCUCCAUCUCUCUCUCCCUCUCUCUCACUCGCUCAUUCUCCCCUGGAAGAGGCUACGCUAAUUAGCCAGGCUCUAAUGAGACAGAAUGGCACUGAUCUGGUCCGCCGCUGCGCCACCGGGGGGGCCGGGCAGAGGGGGGGCUGGUGCAGUAGGGGGGAGAGGAGAGAGCGAGAGGGGGGAGGUUGGUGUAUGCCAUCUGUCACCCUGCACCCGCCUGGCACGGCAGUCCCUGGAGUGGAGGGUGGGAGGGGGGGUGAGUGCCUUGUUGGUCUGGAGAGGUGGGGGAGUGGGUGGAGAUAGGUGGGGGGGUGGGUGGGGACACUGAUAGGAGUCGGAAGGGAGGGUGACAGAAUAAGUGGAAUAGCUGCUUCCUUCAUGUUUAGUAAAUGAGUGAUUUCCUGUCAGGGGUGGAAUCGGCUCGGCGGUCAUGCAGGUUUUAUGGAUUGGAUUCGUUUUUUAAAUUCUCACUUUAAUCCCAGAUAUUUGGCAAAUGACCAACCAGACCAGACCCACAAACACACACACACUCAGAAACACACACACACACACACACACACACACACACACACACACACACACAGCACUUGUAUCAUUCUGCUCCAUCCAAUGGCUGCUUAACAAGAGGGGCAGAUGGCUGACCUUUCGGGUGUCUGUUUCUGGAUUGUGACUGUUCAGAGGUUUGUCUGUUACUGAGAUGCCACUUGGGGUCAGCGUGUUAGAAGCCAUGUUUUGCAUGAGGAGUCAUGCUGCAAUGAUAUUAAAUAACAUCCACAGUUAGGAUGAACAUUAUCAGGUGCUAUUAUACGAUAUCAAGUCUAAGUCUGUGUUAGUCGGAGUAAAAUGUUGCUCCACUUUUUGGACUUUUCUUGACGUCUUCAUUUCAGAUUUUUUUUUUUUUCCUCCUCACAGUUCUCCUCAAAUCCCUCUCCCUCAAAUGAGACAGAUCAGAGCAAGUUUAUCACAGCCCCUUGGGAUCUUGAAAGGCCGUGACUGUUUAUUAAUUGAUUUAUUUAUUUAUCUCCAGUGCCUGCUUGGUUAUUAGGUUGCCAUGGGAAACAGGCUAGGCCAGAUCCUCUCUAUUAUUAAAGACACAAUUUCUUGAACUGGAGACCCAGCUGUCUGAAUAAUUAAUUUAGCGAAUGAAUUAUCUUGCAAACGGUAAGUCUUCCCCGCCCUCUGAAAUGAGCCUUUCUCUUAUUGUUUAAUGGACAGUGGAAUUCCCACCAGCCUGUUUCUUUUUUUUCUUCUUUCUCUCGCUCUCUACUUCCCGUUUCAUCGAACCCUCCUCCUCUAAGCAGGAGCCGGGGGUCACACUGAGCAUGCCCAGAGCACUUUGUGUCUCUCCUGCCAUCUCUCUCACUUACGCCUUACAUGCCACCUCUCACCCCAUCUGUCUCCAAUUGCACAACCCACUCCCUCCUCCUCCUCACCCGCCUCCCACCCAGCAGUCCAAAGUAGGAAUCUGCCCCGACUGUCAGGAGUCCAAAUCGUGUCUUCGUCAUCACCUCUAAUGGAUUAUUAUAAGACUAAUGUUGCCUGCUGAGGUGCAGGUGUCAGAGAUGUGCUAGCUCAGGUAACCAGCAAACAGGCCAAUAGUAAAUCAGCCUUCAUUUAGUGAAAAGUUCUCCUAACUAGUCCUUUACCCACUAACUUCACUCCUCACCUAAUCUAUCUUCUCUUGUUAGCGAACGCCGCCCUCGUCCCGGUGACAGCCCCGCUACUCUGCUAGCUCUUUCUUUGCUACAACUGUUUGCUAGCUAACCCUCUCCCACUGUCUCCACUUCUCCUGACAGACCACACAGGGCUUGUUCUGAGGCCCAUUCUCGCUAAUCUGAUCAGGCAGGCAAAUACGCCGGGAAAAGCGCUUUAAUGAUCCCCCUAAUUACCUCAAGUCAAUACCAACUGUAUUAUUAGACUCGGGGAAAAUAUUCCAUUAGGGUGCCCCCCGUGGGAGUCCCCCCUGUGCGCGCUGAUGUCACGCGCCGCGCGCCCCCUACGCUUGUAAUUAAUUUUAUUUACACACUCAGGAAUGCACAAGGUCGCACCUGCAGCCCGGAGCCGCCCGACUCGGCCCGCCUAAUCAGAUCUGUCAUAAUUAUCAUUCUGCAUGCUUCUGACACACGCCGGGAAAUAUUUCAAUUUAACUACAGCCACUAGCUCCGGCAGAUGCAGUCUGAGAGAGGGAGAGAGAGAGAGAGAGUGUGUGUCUGUGUGCGCACAGGAGUGUGUGUGGUACUGAGUGAGGGGGAAUUGCAUGGGGAGAUAUUAGGACUAUCCAAGUGCUCAUGCUGGUGCUUGUGUGCAUUAUUUCUCACCCUCCAUCUUUCACACUCUCCUCUCUGUCCUUAUCCCUCUUCCUAAAGGGGACUGACUCUCCAUCCUCAUCACUCUGUCCUCACUUUAGUCUUCAGACAUGCUGCAGAGAUGGGACCUUAAAGAGGACAUAUACAAGUUCCUUUUUAAGGACUUUUCCUGUCGACUCUCCUGCCACAUCUUUAAAUAUUCCAUUUAAAAGUCUGUAAAUAAUUCCCAAGUUUAGAACCAGCCGCACAUGAGGACUCGUUUUUGGGGAAACGUUUGUUCAGUUUUAUUACUGUCUAAAGCAAACUUGUAGACCUAUUAAGAACAGUUAUUUAACUGACACAGACAAUUUGCAGGUUCUCUGCUAUUUCAAUCUCUAAUUCAAUAAGAUCAGUCAUGAUUUAUCAGCCUAAUUACGCUUUGAUAUUAGCAAUUAAAUCCCAGCUUUGAAUUAAAUAUCAAUCAAGCUCUUAUAAUUGAUGGAAUCAGACUCUAUGUAGGUACUUUGUGUGUUUGUAAUGUUGCUGCCACUGUUGUUUAUCUCCAGUUCAUCUUCACUGUGUUUGUUGUCUUCUGUGCAUUCAUCCUCCAUCUGCCUCGGCAGUAUUGAACAGAAAAAAAAAAGAUUAUAAACAAGAGGUAAAUUUGUGGUGGGAGAACAGUGUUUGAACAUUCAGUGUGCUGUGCAGACAGAGCUAGUACCCAAAUAUCAGCCCACCACCAGGCUAAACUAGAUUAUGCUGCAAUUUAGACAAUACUAAUAUUUGAUACAAAGAGGCACAUGUACUGUAGCAACAUCAGGGGCUCGAUUUUCUGCCAUUUUGUACAAAUAAACAAUCUGAAGUGCUUUAGUGCAGAGAGAGCAGAAUUUCACCAAAAUGGGAUGUGCACUGAUAUUUCAAGUGGAAAUUCGUUUUUCCGGUGCCCAUCGAUUCAGAGAUUUAAGAUUAGAAACAUAAAAAGAUCCUUUAUUUUUUUUAUUUGAAUGUAAACAAAAAUGUGAAGAGUUAGAGUGAAAAUGUCAUCGACGAGAUAUCACAAUGAUGUUUGAUUAUUUAUUAAUUUAGUGUUGGAUUACCGGUUGGAGUAAAUAAUCCUAAACGACAGUCUGUCUGUCCAUUAUGGAAACAGUUACAGUCUGACUUUAGUGAGGCAGAGCUGCUGCUGCUGUGUGUGGGAACUCCCAGGCUCUGUUAUUGUUGGUCAGCUUUGUGAACUCGUGUGUCAUGAAGAACUUUCCUGAAAAAGAAGCAAGCGUGCAGUAAAAACCGACAUUGUAUCCACACAGAUGUUUAAUGUGCUCCAUUUGAGAUGGACUGGUCAUUUGCCUUUGGCUAUUCUUUAUGCUCCAUCUGCCUCUAUUUGGUUGUUUGAAAAUUCCCAGCGCUCUUUAUUGGUUUGGGAACCAUGACGUAAACUGUCACACACAGAAACUGGUCGGUAUUGUUUCUGGGAGCGAGUGCUGACACAGAGAGAGGGCCAUUUCCUGCAUAGUCAUGCCUUGCGUCCACAAUGUGUGUCGUGUUAGCUGUCAGUCUGUUAUUGUUGUCAGCUCGCUUAUUGUAUCUGGAGAGGUCGCGACCCCUCUUCAGAAAACGCUCCCUGUUUGGCGAAGACUUCUCCGCGUCCCGGCUCCAAUGGAUAUGAAUUGCUUGGCAUGUAUGAUUCAGACUGGCAAAUUUCUCUCCUAAAGCUCAGCCACUGACAUCCUCACAAAAGAGGAAUGGUGACACAAUCUGGCAACCCGAAUCUGGAAAGCAUCCACUUUGACAAGACAUCAGAGUCUUAUCAACCUGAUUUAAUAACGAAGAAAGAUUUCUCUUUUAGAGGCAAGUUUCAAAUGAUUUAGAUGACUCAGUUUUUAAUCUUCAAAAGCCUUCCUUAAGAGAGACGCAGCUUCACCAUCAGUACAUAUGAGAACUGGAAAUUUCAUCAUCCAUUACUGUGGUCGUAAAUCCAGGCAUCCUCAGGGCCUAUCUGUCAUUUCAAAGAGCAGUCCGUUUGAUCCAUGUGUUUGGGAGAAAGAAUACUUGUGAUUGCUCAGGACCGCCGUGUGAAUUGGAAUCAGAGAGAAAGGUUAUAAAAAAUAAAAAGUCUCUUAACAAUGAACACAACUCUUUGAACAUAUAGUAGAAAUAGGCAGUUUAUUUUUAGAAAUAUCUUACCGUACUGUGUCUGUAACUGAUCAUUUUUCAUUGUCCCAUCACUUGACAUCCUAAAUGUUCUCAUAUACCGUCUGUGAUGCUGCGAGACACUGUCAGAAAUGUGAGGUUUUUCCCUGAACAUUGGCUGUUGCACUUGUCAGGAUUUAACAUUACAUCAGGACAUGGAGAUUAAAAGAUAUUAAUGAUUUACUAAUCAUUUAAAAACCCUAUAUUUGAUUUUAAAAGAGUGCACAGAUGUUACAUAGGCACCAGUUUGAGUUUUAAUCAGCAACAUGUUUCAAAAAGUUGGAAUAAAGACAAGAAAACACUGAGAAAGUUCAGUCAUGCCAAAAACAACAACAAAAUCACCACUUUCUAAAUAAUACAGAUCCUGGUUAGUACAGUGCUCAGCAUAAAUGAGUUUCCUUAGUUUCCUUUUAAAAUCCACAUUUUCUAUGUCAGACUAUACAACAAAAUACUCCCCAAAUGUAGGUCAUUGAUUGCAAACAAGAUUUUUGAAGUUGCAUACAAAAUUUUUUUUUUUUUUUAAUUUAAAAUCAGGAAUGCAAAAAAUGAGGACACCCCAAUCAAAGUUCUGGGAUCAAAGCUAAAUUUUAGUUACUGUAUCACCCUUAUUUUCAUCUUAUCGUAAAUAAAAUGUUAUGUUAGCUCAACUUUGUCAAAACUUUGGAAAUUGUACUUUUGCUCCUCUAAAUAUUUAGUAAUAUAUUACUUCUAAUAGGGGGUGUACUGACUUAUGCGUGGCAUUGUAUCUAUACUUGGUAUCCUGACACUCAAGAGAGGCUGGAUCCACCAGAAGUGAAGGUGGAAGGAGGUUCAUCAUUCUGUGAGAGACUGCGUGAGUAAAUAUUUCAGCAGUUUCAGAAAAAUCUUCCUCAAAUGAAAUAAUCGCACAUAAUCAGAGGAUUUCUUUUUGAGGUAUGGACAUGAUCCACGGGAGCCACUGCAUUCAGAUUAGACAUGACUCUGUAGUGGAAGUCACCGUCUGCUCAGCUUGUUUUUAUGUACAUUUUCCAUCCUGUGUAAUCACAUACAAAAUUUCUGCGAUCUUAGCGGCUUUUGCAAAUUAUUAUCAUGAGAAGUUGUUUUAAUUCUUCAUUUUAAGUAAAGAGCAACUGAACUUGAUGAUUGAUGUGGAUGGAGAUGAGAGUCUCUAUGGACUACAUCAACACUUUGAAAGACGCCUCAGUAUCCGUCUUUUCAGGGACACUUGAUAAAUUAUUUUUUUGUGAUCUAGCUAAGCCAUUUCCUCUCUGCGCUGCGAGUGAAUAAAAGAGCGCAAACACGAUUACUUGCGCACACAUCAGUAAUCUUUGCCUCUCCUACAGUAAGACACAUUAGUAUGUUAAGAUCUAGCUAGCAGUCAUGUCUUUGUGUAAACCUUGCCCUCACAGUGAUCCUUCCCCUAUCACACAGUCAAUAAAGGAAUAAAAACCUGAUUACUCUUGGUAUGUAAUAAAAACACUACAUAACCAAUGUUAGUCAUGCAGAGGUGCAGUGGGGCUACGAUAAUCAGAGGGUUCAAAUCCUACCAUGAAACAUAAAUUAUUUCCUUUGCUUUAAGCAUUUAAGAUGAAACACCUCCACAGAGGAGCGUACAUUCAGAUGAACACGUGUUCCUCCAGUAAAUAUUUGAUCUGAUGAGACUAAUCACCGUCUCUUCACUUUAGUUGACUCCAGCGCUUGUUUUAUCCGUGUAACACACAGCGAAUAAAGGAAGUCAUGUCGACUGAAUGACGUCCAGUGAGCGUGUGGCGGUUAAGAAAGAAAUUAGAUAAAGACUCUAGAACAGAGACACAAGCAGGACUUUGUGGUGUCGGAGUUAAACCAUGAGGAUACAAUGUGUUUUUCACUAUAUUCUUGGCACGUCAUUACUGUGUUGUCAUUGCAGUUCAAAUAAGGCCGCUGACCCCGUUUCCAUCACUCUGUCCUCCCCACUGUAUACCACAGAUUAUUUGUACAGUCCCUCAGAGCAGUUCUGUUUGUACAUACAGACUUUCUACUCCUCCUAAAAAAGGAGAAGAAGAGUCUCGCCAUGAAUUGUUCAGUCAAUUAUUGCUUAUUGUUGCGGGAGGUUCACAUAUGCCCGAGCAUCCGGACGGUCUCAACACUCCUCUGUCGUCAGCAGAUGGGCGUCUACCACAGCUAAUGUUUUUACAACACAGCGCACGUUACCACGCGGGAGUGAGCGCGCACGUGCAGCCGCCAGUUUGGCGUGCCCGGGGAGGAGGAACACGUUAUCGGCUGCAUUUAUCUGCAUAGUGUUGUCUGCCAGAGCUGGGCCUCCGCCAGGUUCAAGGAGGAGGAAAGACAAUCACGCAUUGUCUUCCUUCACUUCUCGCUCUCUCCCUUGUUCAGACACAGAAGAGGUUUGUCUGGCUGCCUCCGAAACAGCCAGUCACAACAAUGGCCGCAAUCAUUUCUCCAUCUGAGAUUUUUUUUUUUAUUUCUUUUUCUCUCUUCCUCUCAAUUUUUUUUGAUGUGUCAUCUUGGCCUUUUGUGUCCAAAUGGUCCUAAUCCAAACGCUUCUCAGUUGACUCACAUGUUCUGUCUCUGCGGUCGAAACUGAGGCCUUGUUUUGGUUCAGACGGUAAUCCGAGGAAGGGAUGAGGAAAAAAAAUGGGAUAGCAAAUUGAUGGACAUCUGUUGGCUUAUUUUAUUAAUUUAUUUUUGCAGUGGCCGAGGUCAGCCUGAUGGGGCUGAUAACAAGCAAAUGAGAUUAGAGGGAAGGUGUUGGCCAGGCCGUGUGACAGCCUCUCUCUCUCUCUCUGUCUGUCUGUCUGUCUGUCUGUCUGUCUGCCUGUUUUUGAGUCUGUCUCAGGGCAAAGCCAGUUGUUGAUUCAUGUUCCUCUGAGCCUCCAUGUUGGGGGUGUAGUUAGGUGGUGUAGGGGUGAACAGCUGGGUGUUUUGGGCGGUGAAUACCAUGCUGUUCCCUGACAGAGCAGGCCUAUGCUCUUAUUGGCAGCUUGUGACUGCAGCACUCACACUCACAGUAUACCACACUGCAUAGCUGGAUGAAUCUCGCGCAUGAAUUCAACUAUUGUGUCGGAAGGAAAAUAUUUUUAUCACAACACCCAGUUGCUAUUUAUACCGGGGUUAUACAAUAGGCUGCUGAAGAGUUUAUUACCCUUUUAAUUUGGCACCUUAUGACCCCAGAGCCCCGUGAGCCUCUGGUCAGAUCUGCGCCUGUUGUAAAACAAGAAAAGGCUGCUGGUUCUUGAUUGCCAGCCCUGUUGUCUGAAACUAAUUAAUAAUUAAGAAAUGAUGACCUGGAGGCAGCGGAUUAUUGUGCAAUAUUGUCGCAGGUGUGUGCCAACACAGCAAGAUAAUCCUACGCCUGUCGUAUUUAUUGCUUCGAUGAACCUGUUUGCAGCAUCUGUGAGUUUAACUGAGAGAUAUCGAAUUUAGCACAAAAGAUGUGUUUUUAAAGGUAGGCUGGGAAUAAAAAAUAAAAAGGCAGUGGAUUAAAUUCAGUGGUGUAAGCUCAGGAGCUCAUCAGUGUUUGGUCUGAAUAAUCUGAAAUAUGCAGAGGAGUGAUAGAACACACUCUGAUUUUAAAACAUACAUCUGAUCUGCAGGAUCCUGAACCCAGGUGUACAUAGAGGUGUUUAUUGACCCUCAAAUGCUUUGGUUUUAUUUUUCUUCUAUUUCAUAGCUGCUCAGAUUCUUGACUUUUAGUGUUUCCCCUUACAUUACAAAUCGCUGAAUCAGAGCUGCAAGUAAAUUCAUCAUAAAUUUAUCCAAUGGUCCUUUUUUAGCAUUGUACUUAAAGUGUAUUUUCUUGAAAAUGAAAUACACAAUUGUUUAUUUAUUAUUUUUUAUGACUAACCACAAUAAUUUUAUCAGUGAAAAGUGGUUUUAAAAUGAUGGUGAGAGCUUUCUUCAUCAGAGGUGACAUUUCCAGAUUUAAAAAAGUUGCAUUCAUAAUAAGAGAAAACAGCAAUGCUCUGAUUUCAGGAGCUUGAAUCUGUAUUUUUAUAUCUGUUUUUCCUGCUAAAGGACCAAAAAGUACCAUGAAGAUAUUUUUUUUUAGUCAAAAGACAUAUCCAUAUAGACUCAGUUCUAUUUAUAAACCUUUAUUUAACCUGGUAAGUCCCAGCGAGGUGAUGCAAAUUCUAUUUUCCAAGGCAGACCUAGCCAACCAGGAAACCACGGUCCAUAAACAUGAACAUUAACCAUUAAAAUCAACAAAAACAUUGAUAAGAGUCUUCUUUCAAUUCUUUCAUUUCAGAUUUAAAAAAAUUUAAUGACACCAGAUCUGUGAGAUUUAAGUGAUUCUGCAGUAAAUUUACAGGCUGAGGGUUCAGAUCACCUGAAAGAUUUUUUUACCAAUUUACAGAUGAGCUUUCAGAGCAGGGAAAGAUGAUGUGGUAGCAGGACAAAAAUACAAGAUCACUUUAGUCCAGAACGGGUCAAAAAGUAGCAGCAACAAGUCAAUUUUAACAUGACAAGAAAAACAACUUAUUAUAUAAAGUGCAAAUGUUCCUCAACUUCUUUUCCCCCAAUGUCUGUCAAGGACAUUAAAAAGCACCGACAGGUCGACCCUUAAACAGCCGUCAAAACAACAGAUAAGAACAUAACAGACGAACAACCUUAUCAUUAAUUUAAGGUGAUUAAAGAAAGGCUGUAGCUAAAAUCUGUGUUCAGGUUCUACCUCUGAGUGAACAUGAUGUAAGUGAUGCAAAGUACAGCAAGUGUGAGUUUAAUAAAAAUAAUAAUGAUCAUAAUAAUAAUAGUCUGUCUGUGCACAUGUGACUGUUUUUCUUAUGUUACUGUAAAUGAACUUAUCGCUGCUGCUGAGUCUGUUCACUCACCUCAGAGGUCAUGUGUCAGAACCUGCAGGAAAAGCGAUGACAGGUCUUUUUAUUUUUAUACUUUUAUUGCUUUUAUAUAAUAACAUGUGUCAUAUACCUCAUACACCUUUAUUUCAUGACCAUAAUAAAUAAUUAGAGAAUACUUGUGUCUCCUCCUGAAGCGCCCUCUCGUUCAGCUCCAGUGCCGUUGUAGAGGACAUGGUGGUGAUGUGAAGUCAGACCUUUCUUGCAGAAACACGGUGUGUGAAUACUGUAUUCAGUGUUUGGCCCGUAACCAGGCCUGCACCGCGCUGCUGCUGCUGCUGCUACUGCUGCUGCACUACCUGUUCUAUUUAUUUAUAGAGAGCCCUUAAUGAUCUUCAACACAACACAGAGUACACUGCAUUGAAGAGCCCUAGAUUUUUGUUUUCUGCACCGUGCUGGAACACUUUAGCGGCAGGGGCAGCAAGUUCCAUGAUCCAAUCAAGAGCAGUUGGUGCUUGUCAGCUGCGGUGGAGAGGCUCAACAAAUUACAUUAAACAAUAAAGGGGGAAAAACAGAUUUGCAGCAGUAUGGUAAUGUUGAACGGGAAGGUUGAACGUAUUACCUCGUUGAUUAAGUAAUUCUUACUAAAGGAUAUUGAUAGAUAAGUAAGUUUUACAUCAAAUUCAUUCCAUGCUGCUUUUAAUUGCUUAUUUUUUCUUCCUUUUUAGUGAAAGUUUUUUCUCAGAAACAAGGAGUCAAAUAGCUAACUCCUCUCACUCUCUCCCUCCAUUUGUCUCCAUCUCUCUCCCCCUCUUCCUCCCUUUAUCCCCGCUGCCUCUGCCUGGCCUGUGGAAGCAAUGCAAUUAGACAAACACAAACAGAGCUCUUGAAACUGCCACGGAAAAUGCUGACUGUCCACUGGCCACAGAGCCCGGCCUGGAGCGGAGCUAACUGCUGUUUGACGUGCAUCACAUAAAAAAGGGAAGAAAAAAAAAAACCUUCGGCGAAUGUCGGGUUCCCUCUCUCCCCGAAAGCUCGAAAAGUGUUGAAACGAAGGUGGCGAAGUGAAAAAGCCACACAGGCGAACAUUCCCACUUGUGAACUAAUAAACUCUCUGUACUUUAUUUCAUCAAAUGGACUUCCUGGCAUUGAAAUGGAGUUCACGUCGUGCCUUUGUUUGAUUGGCUCUGCUACUUUGGGUUUAAUCCUGCUGGUUUGGGGAGUGUUUGAGUUGGAUUACUCCAUCGUUGGGCCGGGGUACUGUUUCUCUGGCUUUGACAAGAUGGUGUGUGGUGGUUUGUGUGCGUCUGUUGGUGCGUUUUUUGUUUCGUGGCGCAUGUGUGUGUGCGUGCGUGUAUGUGUGUGUGUGUGUUCUCCCUCACCACCGAAUCAGCUGAAACCACAGACAGCCCAACUGGAGCGCCGUCCAAAUCCCUCUGCAUGCAAAUUAAAAACGCAACAAUAAACGUGGCAAAGGAACAAGGUGGGCACGCAGGCUUUAUGGCCUCCCUCUCUCUCCCUCUCUCUCUCUCCCUCUUUAUGUCCCUCUCUCUCUCUUUUUCUCCCCCUCUCGGCUUCCUCCAAAACCCCUCCUGGGUUUGAUGUGGCUUAUGGGAGGAGUUGGAACAGGGGACAACCAAACUGCUGAGUUAUCUCUUGCAUGCAGUGUGGCGGCGUGGCUCUGCCCUCCGUGUGUGUGCAUGUGUGUGUGUCUGUGUGCAGACCAGCAGCGCGGUGUAAUCCUGUGGAAAUGAAAGGUGCUGCCGCGCACUGGCCGGGAGAUUACAGCGCCGCUCUGUCACGCUGCCAGGACAGACUACCCGGCUGAAAGAGUAGCCCUCCGUAACACACACACACUCACACUCACACACACCUCGCCGUGUUCCCUCCUCGCUGGUUUCACUCUCACGCCGUCCUUCUUUCUUCAUCCACUCUUGUCCCUUUACAACUCUCCAGAUCCAGCGCAGGCCCGGCUUCAGCCCCCUUCCUCUCUUCACUCUCUCACCCACACAGCACUACAGCCUGUUAUUUCUCUUACUCACACACACACUCUCACACGUUAACUCACACACACACACACACACACACACACACACACAGGCCUGCUGAGGUUUAGGUCAUCAUCUCUGAGCCCGGGAGGCCACGUCACUCAGCCCCUGCAGAGCCUUUCUGUCUGCGCAGUCCUCAGUUUGUCACUCAGCUCCACCAGCAAACACAAACACACGUCUGAGUCACAGUCGCAGCGAGGAGGAGCUCCUCUCUCUCUCUCUCUCUCUUUCUCUCUGUCUCUCUCUCUCUCUCUCUCUCUGCUGAGCUUAUGAGUUUUUUAUCUCGAUUCACUUUUUAUCUUUCUGUCAAAUCUUUUUAAAAAGUUCAGCUCCUAUUUUCACCUGAUAGUCCGAUCCCGACCUGAAACAGCCGGACCAAAAGUCGACAUGAAAAAAUAUUCACUUUAAUUUAAGACAUAAAUACAGACAGUGGUGUUAGUGAUCAUUUUUAUUGUUUAUCAAUACACCACUUAUACGACAGAACAGUUAAAUUAGGGAUUAUAAUCUCAAACUGCACCUCUUUAUGUCUCAACUCAGCUCUCCGUUUACAUUUGUAGCCUCCGUACAAACACACACAAACACACACACAGACAGUUGGUUUAUCUGCUUUUAGUUUAAAUGCUGCAAAAAUCUGAAAUUUGCUCCAGAUUUUUUUAACGUUUAAGUUUUGUAUUAUUUUUUCUUCUUAUAUUUCAAUCUUUCUGUAGUUUUGAUUCUUUAACUGGUAACUUUUCUGUAUUUUAUUGUUUAUUUUUGUCCUUUUCUCUCUUUAAAGUCUCUCUUUUAUCCGUUUUUCUGUCUCACUGCUUCACCUCGAAGGAUUGAAUGUGAACCAGCUCAGUUCUUUUCUGUCCAUAUCCCACUAAACACCGACAAACUUACUUUAAUCAGUCAUUUUAGGAUCAAAGUUGAUCUUGAUUUGUUUAUUUCAGUUUAUUCUUGUGUUGAUUGGGUUUAUUAACAUGUGAUUCAGCCUCAAGUCUCUUUCUCUCUUUUUUUCCUCCCAAAUUAGUCUCUAAUAGUCGUCCAUCAGCCAUAAUUAACCUUAAACAUUAGCCACUUAAAAGAGACGCUGCUCAGAUAUUUGAUUUUAGUUUUUGAUCAGCCGACCAAAUUCGUGACUCUUUGUACUUUUUUUUAUCAUAAUGUGAUUUAAAAAAAUCAGAGAUUUUAUGACAUAGAUGUAGAUGAAUAUUGAAGGUUGAUUAAACUUUUAUGACUCAAAACAGAUUUUUUCAUCUUUAUUAUGAACUUUCUUUAAACUCUUGUUUUGAUCCGACUUGAACAUUCAAAAAAACCUCCAGAAGGAUCUUUGUGGACUCACCUGUUCUCUGAGAUCUGGUCCAGUUCUGCAGCUCCUCAUGAGUCCCUGUUGGAGGUUCUGUUGACGGAGGCCAAAGUCAUUGUACGAGUGUUUUAUUGAUCAAAUAAAACUUGUGUGAUUGUAAACGUCCCGCGCUCCUCCUCUGCUCUGUCUUUCAUGGCCCUCUGCUGGAGGAGCGUCUCAAACAUGGGAGUCACUCGCUCCCUCCCAAGGGUGCUGCUCAAUAUGCCGGUCUGUGUUUUCUCGUCACGUCAAAUCAUUUCUUUGGGCCGUGUUCCAUGACCUUGGCUAAUUCACAUCUUCAUCUUCAGCGGCGACAGAAAAAAUGGGCUCAGUGCAGGUGCAGCAGCAGUGAAACAAACGACUCAGGGAGUGUGUGUGUGUGUUUGUGUUUUUAUAAGUCCUUUAAAUGUUUCUGGAGAACAGUUCCUGCUUUUAAAUGGAUUAGAUUGAAGUGAAGAUGAAACUGUGGUGCAUCCGUCUUCAUUUAUCUCACUGUGAUCCGGGUCUUUUGUGUCAUUUUGACGUUGUUACAGGGACUCUGGUUGGUGGAGCUCAGUCAGUCUGGUCGAUCAUGUGGUUUUGCUCGCUGUAACCUUGGACCUGAAGUUUGUUUUAACACCAGUACGACUCCUUAAAGACAGCCGCUCCCAGUGAAAUGUUAAUUUUUUGACCUUUGUUCUUCCUCGAGUGUUCAAACUCGCAUCUCUGACCUUCUCUCUCUCUCUAAUCCCCCCCAGGGCUGGCUCUGUGAGCUGCUGCGCUGGAAGGAGGAUCCCUCUCCAGAGAACCGGACUCUCUGGGAGAACCUCUCGAUGAUCCGCCGCUUCCUGAGCCUCUCCCAGGUCGAACGUGACGCCAUCUACGAGCAGGAGAGCAGCGCCGGGCAGCAGCACCACAACGAGAGGCCGUCUCACUUAAUGCACAUCUCCGCCGACCAGCUACAGGUGAGGAGGAGUGAGCAGUGAAGUGGGCUCCGUCCAUUAGUAUAAACAUCAGAGUUUAAAGCUUAGGGCUGGGCGAUAAACCGAAAUUUACAAGAAUAACCAACGUCUUUAUGCCCAUAUCAAUAUAUUUGGUGUCAAAAAAAUAAAGAAGUAAAGGUUGGUUUUGGAUGUGUGUAGGUAGGCUAUGGUCUCAUGUCCCUUUAAGACGUGACUCCGCCCCAUCCAGUCCGUAACAAAGAGGGAAAGACAGGUGAGGAGAUGGAGGACGGUUCAAAAGUUGGAGCGGCUGAAGUAGACGAAGUUAAUGUGGGAGGGGGUGAGCAGCUUGUGGAGUAGUUAUCGUCCAUUUAUCUUUAUCGAGGUGAACGGAUCAAUAUAUCGUGAUAUUGAUUUGAGGCCAUAUCGCCCAGCACCAAUUAAAGCUCCUGUGAGGAGUUUUAGCAGGUGACAAAACAGACUGAAAUUUAUUUAUUUUUUAUGCUAUGACCUGCCAAAUCAUUAAGACCACAAUCAUACAGAUUGGUUUAUUCUACACAGUGAGUUUAGAUGUCUAAAACCUCUGAUGAGGGGAAUCCAUGCUGUCCAAUCUCCUUUUUACAGCAAAAAGCUUCAAUAAGUCAUAAAUUUAGAUGUUAAAAUAAAUAAAGUUAAGAUUUUCUUUAAUUCAAACAUGACUCACAUAUGCACAAGACUAAAUUAAAGCAGAAAUAAGAGGUGAACCCCUUUAAUCCAUGAGGAUCACCUGCAUCGACAUAAACAGAAACUCCCUUAUUGUGUCUUUAACAGCUAACAUCGCACACACGUCAUGAUAUCAACAAAACAAAUCUUCUCUCUGACUGUAAGAGCUGAAAAGAUAAUUCGAUUAAACGAUAAAUUGAUCAAAAAUGUGCUCAGAUCUGAGUGUGGAGCUCUCUUUGUCCCAUUCGGUAAUAUCUUCAAUAUUCGGACUGUUUUAUGGGCACUUUGAUCGACGUAGGAAAUUAACCCUUUAAACUGUCGUUAGCUGGAAAUAUAACUUUACGCUUUAAUGCACAGAAACAAACUUUUUCCUUCUAAACACAAACAAAGAAAUGAAAAAAACUUGAUUUAAAGACAUUCAAACAUUAAUUUAAUCUCAGCUAAUUUUACAGGAAUUUAGAGUAAACAACACUUGGGGGGUUUUAUGAACUUUUUUUAAUUAGAUGUUGGAGCUUUUUUCCGUGGAGCUGUUUUCUGGAGAUGUCAUUAACCCAAACUUCUUUAAAAGAAUCCGUCAUAAAAAAUAUAAAAACAGUCUGGAAGACGAGUGUGCAGAAUCACAGACGUGGUUCAAAGUCCAAAUGUCUUAAUGAAGCACGAUAAUAACUCUGUUAAAAGUCUGAUCCUCAAUGAGUGAUUUGGUUACGGGGGGACAUGUCCAGUCACAAACAAAGGACGCCAUUUACUGGAUAUAAAUAAGAUAAUAGGAUUUCUCUUACAAAUAAAUUCCUGCUGCAGAUAUGGAAUGAGGGAAAUUUUCCUGAGGACUCGGAGUGCAAACAGAGCUGGCAGGAGGAGAUUGAUAAAAGGAGAUAAAAACUCUGAUUGAAUGGACAGUUUUUACGCCGCUCCGUCACAAACGCACGAUACAUUAACCAAAUCAUCUCACACUCGCCCGACCAGAAGUAUCAUAGCUUCAUAUAUUGGUACAGUAGGAGAAUCACAUCUUUGGGUGCAUUUAUGCAGCUGGCAAACAGUCCCUGCAAAGUGCUGUUUUGCAGAACUUCAUUAUGAAACACCUAUUCGACAGUGUGUGACUCAGAAAUGAAAAUAAAAGAGCACCCAUUUUGUGGGGUCAAUAGGGACCACGAGUUGCCCACUCACUCCCUCUCUAACCACACAAUGAGACAUUUUACAAGUAAUGUGUCAUGUGUUUACACUAACGGGACUCUGACGGCCGAGUGAACGCCAUCGAUAGCAUUCUCACACUGCGGCAAAUCAGCCAGACCAUCGCGGGCAGAAUUGUGCACAGGGAGCUUGUUUAUCAGCGCCUGGCAAUAGAGCCUGAUAAGCAGCAGAGGCUAUAAUAGAGAGGCCAGUUUCCCACUGUGUGUAGCGCUGAUUGUGUCUCUUCACCUCGUGUGUGUGUGUGUCUGCACUCCUGUCUACCCCCACAAUGAGAGACACAAUCUCCCACCACCAAAAAAGGAGAGAAAAAAUCAUAUCUGCAGAGCUGAUUACAUUCAAUGAGAUAUUACAUGGAAAAUUCCUUCAACCAAGAGCCUGUUCCCCACACAGCGGGACCAUUUUUCCUCACAACUCAAUUGAUUUUAAUGAAAGGCCUUAUUAAGGCGCCGAUAAGUGUUCACAUCUGAUAACAUCCUCGUCUCCUUUCUCUUCCCCGUUUAUUUCCCACUGCAGACUCAGCCGCCCCAGUCUCAACAGCAGCACCAGCCCUCCCUGUCCCUCCAGCACCCCUCCCAACCCCUCUUGUCCCAGCAGCCUUUGCAGCAGCAGCCGCCCACCAUGGGCCCCCGAUUGCCGCCCCGCCAGCCCUCCACAGCCUCUCCAGCCGAGACGGAGGACGACGGCAGCCGCGGAGGGAGCAUCAAAUCCCGCACCGGAGGAGGGAAGAUCUCCCUGGAGGCUCUCGGCAUCCUGCAGAGCUUCAUCCAGGACGUGGGUCUGUACCCCGACGAGGAGGCCAUCCACACCCUGUCGGCCCAGCUGGACCUGCCCAAGCUCACCAUCAUCAAGUUCUUCCAGAACCAGCGCUUCUACGUCAAUCACCCAGCCAAGGCGCUCAGAGAGCCCAACAACAACAACAACAACAACAGCAGCUCUGCAGCGACCACCAACACCAGCAGCAGCAGCAGCUCGGCCUUCGAGGAGGAGCUGACGGACUUCAGGGAGAGCGGCGAGCUGCUGAAGGAGCUGGACGAGAGCGUGCAGACCAACAGCACCGUCUUCUCCAUCAAGAUCGAGGAGCAGCUGAGCCAGGGCGCCGAGGCCCAGGCCGAGCUCGAACACGAGGGGAAGGAGUAG